AUGGCUCAUGGCAAAACGACCAUCACGGUGGACGAGUACAGCUCCAACCCCACGCAGGCCUUCACACACUACAACAUCAACCAGAGCCGCUUCCAACCUCCACACGUCCACAUGUAAGUACCAGACUCACACUUCAGCUGCUGAAAUAAACAAAUAUGAAUAGAGAGAGGCGCAUUUUUUUCGCUGCUAUGUCGUCUUAACUGAUUUUAGGCAGAAAACAGAUAAAAUCCAAGACAUGCAGCUUCAAUCACACACCAGAUUUGGUCAUUUUUGUUCGAAGUUUUUCAUUUUUUGACCAUUUAAUUUUAAAUUUGAUGCUUUAGUGAUGUCGGGCUGGCUUUGUGUGAUGCUUUAAACAAGUUUUUACGAUUUUAGAGGAAAUAAUUAAAAAUGUUUGUUGAAGAAAAAGCUGAAAAGUCCACAGCUUGAGUUUGUUUCAGGAGGCCAAUCGGGAGCUUUGUUUGAUACAGAGUCUUUGUUUAUUCUUUGAUUUAAUUGGCUCGAGCUCAGAGGGAGUACGGUGGCCAGGUUGGGACAAAUUGUGAGAUGAGCCAAAAAACUUGGGGAUUGAAUUUGUCGUGAUUGCAGCAGGUGACUUUCUCAAAUCUGGAGCCCUGCAGACGAAGUGAACGCUCCCUGUGUUUGGAGUAAAAGCUUUUCUGACUCAGGAGUUUUCUCCCCCCCUCCACCACCACCACCACUGACGUAUGUCCCUUUUCGCUGAGCUCGCUCUGUGAGACUGUUAUCUUUUGUGCCAUGUUGCCAUCGCGGUGCAUGCACACUUUGUUCGCAUUAGGGCUCUCUCGUCAUUUAUUUAUCAGACCAGUUACUUAGCGUAGCUCUUGUCUGAUGUAGUUACUCUCUGCCUCUCAUUAGUGGGUCAGGGCGCUGUGACCCGUCAGUCCUCACCACACACACACACUCAUCAGAGCGUGCUGUGUGUGUGUGUGUUUGUGUGUGUGUGUGUUUUAUCUGUGGACAGAGUUUAACACACAGCUGAGUGUUUGCAUGCUUUGUCUCCAGCAGCUUUUUUAGCUUUUAUGAAAGAGGUUGUGAAUGAUUAUUGGAUGCGGUUAUAUGAACAGUGUGCUCGAGGUAUUUUUGAAUCACUGAGAGCGUUGUGUAAAAAGAUAACCUGCAGGAUGUCGCUGAAGAGGAGCAACAGAGGGCUGGUUGUUGUGGCUGUGGUUGACUUGCGGGUCACACUGUUGUGUUUCACCUUCUUUUGACUGAACUCGACUUUUGUUCGUUAAUUUCGGCUUUUUUUUUUUUAAAUGGACAGUGGUUUUGAUGGUUUUAAUUGGACACAACUUCAACUGCCUUUUUCAUUUUAUUUACUUUUUUUAGAAGUCGCAAAAAGCAAAAGCAGAAAGAGUAUCUCGCAGAAGUUUUUAAAUAGGAGGCAGUGGCGUCAGACAUCCAAACUCCAAAGUGUAAAAGCAGUCUUUGAUAAAGCUUUGAUUAUACAGCAUUGCAUUAUUGCAUGAUGAUGCAGAUUUGUGCGGCUGAUGUUCCCUUAAAGGUUUGAGAUAAAUUCGAGCCACAGCUCUAAAUUCAGCUCUAAAACUCCCAUUUCUUUCUGCAUCGUCCCAUUAUCACAAACAGACUUAUUUGGAGAGGUGUCUCACUUUACAUUCUUAUACAUUCUCUGUUUUUUAUCGAGUACUUUUGGUUUCAUUUGGCUUUUUUACACAGAGACUGACACAAAUCCCUUCAGCCGUUUCCAGUUUCUUGUUUAAUUAUUAUUCACUUUAAAGUUUCACGAAACAGGAGCAGAAGGAUCGUUUUCCUAAAAUAAUUUAAAAGCAGAGAAGUCGGUGUGAAUUUUUACACUUUCUAACUUACUUCUUGUCACACACCGAGCAGCCAGGCAAAAAGGUGACAAAGUAAGAGUGUAUCCUAACACCGUGUAUUUAUGCAAAGAAGUGCAGUCGUGUUCUUUUGCACUAGACAGUUUUAAAGCUUUAUUACAACAAUGCACAGGUACUCAACAUGCAGAAUGAUGCAGACGUGAACAGCUGACACUCCUUUUAUUCUUAUUGCUAAAAGGUUUCAGAUAAAACAGAAAUACAAAAGGAAACAGGAGAUUCAUGCAAAACUGUUUUUUUUUUCUUUUUCUUGGACUGCUUUGGUUUGAUUUGGCUGUUUUUUGAUUUGUAGUUGCAGAAAAGUCAAUGAAAAAUGGCUUUAUCCUUGAUCAGUUCUACUCAUAUAUUUACUGUAUUUGAUUUGCAGCAAAAGCAGAUGGAUUACUUUGACAAAUUAAGAAAAAUGUUGUUUAUUUUAUGCUUUAGAAGAAUGUUUUGUGAUCUCUAACCAUCAAGGCAUUAAUGCAAGAUAGUAGAGCCCACCCUUACACUUUGCACUCACAGUCGUUUAAUUCUUUUGUCUUUAGAUAAUGUUAAAUGCAUUGAAAUGUGACUCUACAUGCAGGAGAAAGAUGCAGGUUUGCAAAUAUUAUGAAAGAACUUUUUCACCCUUUUUAUUCCCCAGAUAAAUAAACAUAAUCCCAUGAAUAGAAACUGAAUCAUCUGCAGGAUGAAUCUAAAUAAAUUUGUACAUUUUUCUGGGGAAACUCACAGUUUGAUUUGGCCGGUCUUAGACGUGCAGAUGUUUGUUUUUUUUAGUGGAGAAGCUGAAAUAAAUCUGCUGCUUUUUACAAACUUCAGUGUUUUAAAGCUGCAGAGAAGAGGAGACUUUAACAAGGGAGUGUGUGUGUGUCAGCUGUUACACUGAACUUCAUACUGCUCCUUGUUUUCACACGUUAACGUGAGAAAGCUGAGACUGAGCAGUUCAUAAGGUCUUUAAUGCCGUCAGAGUUUUCAAGUUAUAUUCAUGCGACAGUGUGAUGCAACAUGACAAGCGAGACGCUGAGAUUCUGCAGGUUUGCAAACAUCUUAAAUGAUCCUUUUUCUCUUUUUUUUCGGCACCAAUUUCUGAUGAAUCCGAGCUGGAGAAAGUGGGUUGUGCAGAAAGCAAAAGUCAACCUGUUAGCGUCCCUCCUCUUCACUGUGAGGAGAAAAUUCUUCGUUUUGUUUUCAGACAAAAAACAAACACACACCCACAAUUCUGUCUGCAUAAUCAUAUUCAUAGAGGCCGGAUUAUUUGGGGGGAGACAGCCAAAUAAUGGAUUUGUGUGAACAGCUAGAUUGGACUCUUACCUCUCUCUCUGUGUGUUGGCAGCGUUCUCAUUAUUGUGUCACAGUUUUUGUUUUGGGAUUCCUCAGCUGUGAGCCGAGCUGCCAGCACAAAACAAGCGGUGGUGGAAACAGCAGACGAGGUCACCUCGCAGUUUGUGUUACGUCAGUUCGUUUUAUUAGUUGGAAAAGGGAGGCAAUAAAACAGGGCAGAUGCUUCAGCAUGAAUCAAGGUGGACACAUGCCAGACAGCAGAGAAUUUGACCAAAACGGAAGCUUGACUCACGUUUGAAGAGGCCGCCUCGAGGGCCGCCGCGUGAUGCAGCACGAGUAUUUUCAAUUAACGCAGAACAAAAGUCAGAAUGUAUUUCAAAACCUAAAUGAUCAAUCAGGGCUUUCUCGCUCUAAUGUGAUAACAGUUGGAUCAAGGCCUGAGCGGACCGGCCUCUCUUUCACUCUGAUUUAGUGGCUGAAUGAGCUCUCUCUGCGGUUUAACUGAUACUGACUGAGUGCAAAAAAAAAAGCUUCUCAUGAGGCGCAGCGUGCACUUUAUGUCACCUUUUGGAGAUGAGUACGUUAGCUCUGUGUCUUACUGCAAAAAAUUACUCAAUGAGCGUGAAAUGUUUGUCUUAUCCCAGAACUCAGAAGGGGUUUUAUUGCCAUUGUCAAUGAACAGGAUUCACAGACUAGGAAUUCUUUUUCGGCAUGAUGGUGCAACAAUAAACAGAGAGUAAUAUAAAAUACUAGAAUAAAAACUAAUAAGAGCAUGCAAGAAAUAUAUAAAGUAUAAAAGGCUAUGUACAACUAUACAAUCCUCUCAUUUACUUCUUUAUAUUCUCAAAAUAAAAGGCAGUUUUUCCGCAUACUGUGCAGCCCGAUGUUAACAACUAAAAAUCAGGUGUAAAAGGUCGUUCUUCUGCUCAAUUUCAACGCCCACUCUCAGCUAGGGAUGGGCGAUAAAUUAUCCUUCAUGAUAAGUUUUCAGAAAAAUCCUCUAUGGUAAAUAUUUACCACCUCAUGAUAAAUACGAUAAAUGCAAGUUCAUGACGUAAGUGUGAGCAACGGACUCGCAGCCAUAUCCCACACAGCGCAGAGUAACAAACAAACAUGGCCAAAGGUAAUGAAGAAGAAGUUUCUGAGCAGCUCGUUACUGAAUGAGGAUCCACUCAGUGCAAUGACGUCACUAGUUUUCUCCAUAACCUACCACUCAAACUUGUGGUUAAGUAUCUUAUUUGACGACUCCAACUGGUGUUCUCAAGACAAAAUGAGUCAAAAAUAUAGAUUGGAGUUAUAAUAUUUUUUAUCGAGACUUUUAUCAUCAUCACCAGAAUGGUUAAUCUUAUCUUGAUAAAUAUUUUAGUCCAUAUCGCCCAUCCCUACGCUCAGCUUUACUAUCAUCUCACGCUCUUGUGUGGUUUGGUCUUUGUUUUAGUCACCUGUUGUUCAUUUCAGCAGUUAUGCGCCACACUUAACCAGAAGAAAAUCUACAAACUUGUUAUAAACCGAGAGAGGGGAUUUAAUCGCUCUGCUCAAUUUUAAAGAGAGAAUCUUAAAAAUCAGUAUUCGUCACCCAUCUGGAGGCAGUUUACUUUUUAUUUCAGCUAAUGCCAAACAGGAACAGACUGCGGAGGAUGUUUUUUCCUUGUAAAACAGAAAAGCUGUUUAUGAGGUCGAUCCGUUACAAAGGUUGUAAUUGACGAGAUUUAGCUGAAAUCAAAUGGUAGCGGAGAGUAAAUAAUCACUGUGUUAAUAUGAGUGAAAUCUGAAAUCUGGCUCAGUCUGACCUGCUGGUUUCUCCGUGGUUGUUUGUGGAGGUGAAGCCCCUGCAGGACGGGGAUGUGUCGAAGCUGUGGGGCCUCUCAGCAGAUAUGUGUUUGGAUAAAUACAUUAGGCUGUUUCCUGGCUUCCACAGAGCCUGCAGUGUUUUACUCUGCCAUUCUUAAACUCAGACUGGGAACCCCGGGAUCACACACACACGCUCUUAUAAGCCCAUCCCCCCCGUCCGCCGCUAUGUUUAAGUGCUUAUAGAAUACCAGCUCUGUUCUGGGAAAGUAAAGGCUUGUUUAGAUUCGAGAGAUAACGAUCCCACUCGCUUUGGGGUUUCUCUCUCUCUCUCGCUGCAUCCACGCAAUAUUUUGACAUAAAUAACGUUGUUGCUUCUCUGAGAGCAGAACAAGGAGGAGAAACACGAAGGGCUCGUCUGGCUUUUGAAAUAUAAUCCCUGCUCUAAUGUCCGACCCCCCCACCACUACCCCCACCUUCAGACAGAAUAUUUAGAUUUCUGUGAUGGAGUACAGCAGCGCCUUUUGUGUGGCGUGGAAGGUAUCGCUCUCUGAAUCACGUAUGAAAACAUGUGUGUGAAGCGUGUACACACUCAGACUGACAGACACACACACACACACAGUGGCAGUUACAGGCUAAUGCUCAGGAACGUGACCCUGAAGUCAAAGUGUGUUUUCUCCAGAGCAUGGGACGUCUCCUCUCUCUCUCUCUCUCUCUCUCCCUCUCUCCGUCUGUUUGUCUGUGAGCGAGCGACAGACUCACUCCAGCCAUGUUUGUGUCUGGUUUAUUUUUCUGUGCCGUCUGUGUUUUUUCUCUCUCUCUCUUUCUCUCUUUCGUUCCUUCUCUCCCUCUUCUUCUUCGUCUCCUGAAAUGAAAUGCUCAGCAACUUGGAACAUAUGCUUCGAGUUGGGACACUAAUGGCUUCAAAUCCAAUUUGAGCAGCAGGAUCUGGGCCAGACUGCAGGGAGAGCCUGACGCACAGACGCAGACAGACAGACAAACGGACAGAGAGUUGAAACUAAAAGCGCUGCAGACUGGAGAUCUGGAGGGUUUUUUUUUUUGGACAUUUGAGUCCUUAGUUAGCCUGAAAAGACGUAUUAAAAUGUUGCUCAUACUGUCGUUGAACUCGAGGAAUCGUUUUGUUGUAAAAUAAUUGCUCCCUGCAGUUUUACCCUGAAAUCAGCUUUCAAGGUUUUUGAGAUUUUACCCCUGGAAGUAAAUUCUUGUGAGCUCUCGUUGUUUAGAGCCACAGUCACAGCCCUGGUAAAAGUUUUUACAUGAGCUGUUCCUCCUUGCAGAACUCCAAAAUUAAGAGACGUUCACCUCACGAGGCAUCAGAUCUUCACGUUAAAGAAGCUGGAAAGUGCAAAAUCUUCUCUGUAUUUUCUCGACAAAGACGAGGAAACUGUGUGUUCAGCUUCUGCACACCAAUCUUUGCGAUUUAUGCCAAAAAUAAGAUGAAAUAAUGUCUCUGAGUCUGCAGUGGGACUUGAACGUAUCCUGGAAUAAAAUGGCUGCAUGAAGCAUCAGAGCGAGAAAGCUAAUCCAAACCCCUAAAUAACUCCGAGCUAAUUAGAUGCACCGUGCUAGCCCGUGCAGGGAUGAUGUUGUUUGUGGCUAAUCUUGAUCGCAGAUGUGUUGACAUUUGUCACUCGGUGACUUAACUGCGUUACGACAUUAACGCCUUUAAGAGUGUUAAUUUAUUUAGUCUCAACCGGAUGGACGGGCGCUGCAGCACAGCAGAGUCAGAGGAGGACGCCGCUGCGAGGAUCAGUGAUGGCAGAGCGUCCGAAGACCGCGCUUUUAAAUCAGCUAAUUUAACAAAUGAAUGAUCGAACCGCGGGAUCUGAGGCCUCUUAAAUCAACACUCGAUACCAGAUACAUGUUAGCCUCUCAUUUUAAGGUACAAGUGCCUCUUUUUGACUCUGACAUUAAACAAAAUAAAUGCACAAGAAUAAAAUACAAAAAGCCGAAUAAUAACUGUGAUCUACAGAGCAGAUUUAAGAAAUAAGAUGUGUCUUUUCUUCAUGGAACCUUUUGCUGCAGGUAUAUUUUUGAGACUGGACGAUCAAACACUGAAAUAAACCAGUCCUAUCUUCAUUUUUUUUGGCCUUCUUGGACAAGAGAGGGUUAAAAAGUUGUGUAUUAAUUCUGCAGAUGGUUUGCAUUUAAGCCUCUAUCCCUGCUCGACAGAAAAACAUCGGUGAAUUAUUUAUGCUCAGCCCUGAAUUUUCAUGUACAACCUAAACGUUUAGAGGAAAACCAAAUAAUGGCUCUGGAAACUCGUUUGUUGCAAAGUAUGACCCUGCAAAAGUCUGAAAAAAGUGAAAAAAAACUCAUAAAGUCAUAAAAUGUCUUUAAACAUGAAAUAGUUUUUCCACUUUUUAUUUUGUUGUUUUCAGAUUUAAACACAGGCAGUGAUAUCAAGAUUAUACUGUAAGGGACACUUUAACUUGAAAAUAUUAUAUAUAAUUUCAGAGUCCACUACUGUCCAGAGAUUCACAGAGAGGAUGCCUCUCCUUCCUCGAUCAAACAGACGGUCCUUUCCUUUCAUUUGUUGGCAGAGUUUGACCCUCAAGUCUUAAAAAAUAUUUUAUCCAUUUAUUGCAAAAAUCUGCAUGUAAGAAGUCUUAAAUUUGACAUGACACUACGGCUGAGACAUAUCAGACUUCCUCAUGAAAUCUGCUCUUUAGUCGGUGCGAUCUAGUUUUAUAGACAUUGUAGAUGUUUAGGAAAGCAUAUGCAAUUAUUUGAUUUAAAGGUGAAAGGUCACAGCAAUGACUUUGAGGCGACUUGGAAACAGUUUAUAUAAGGUUUAAAACUUCAAGUAUAAAGUAGGGCUGGACGAUAAACUGAAAAUUUACUGAUACCGAAAUUUAAAACAAUAACCGACGUCAUUUUGCCCAUGUCGGUAUAUUCAGUGUCAAAUAAAUAAAUAAAUUAAUAAAAGUUGGUUUUGGAUGUGUGUAGGUAGGCUCAUGGUCUCAUGUCCCUUUAAGACGCUGUCCUACGUCAGAGACGUGACCCCGGCCCAUUAAGUUAAGUUAAAUUUGUUGUUUCUUCUACUGUGCAGUUACAGCAUCCUUCUUCUAAGUUUGGGUUUCUUCUACCUCAUCUUUUGUUUUCACAUUCAGGAAAAGUCUGAGUUUAUUAACUCUGAGCAGAUGUAACUUUGUGGUGUGAACUGAUUCAGCAGCAGAUGAUCAGAAACGAGUGUUUUCUUGAUGCGUCCCGACGAGCUGUCUGUGUCAAAUUCUGUUUCUUGUUUUCCUCUCUCCCGGCUCCUGUUGUUUACUCCCUGUACAAAACUUCAUUUACUCCAGACACCUGAGCUCAAUCCGUCCAUUUGUAAUGCUUUUAGAAACGGAAACUCUUAAACAGCAGCCCUCAUACCGGAGAAGAAGAAAAAGAAAACACUCCUUCUCCUCCAGAUGCCUUGUUAAUUAUUCCCGCCUUCUGCAUAAUUUAGGAGCUCGUAAGUAUGAAUCAUUUAAUGACGCUGCCGCCUGCAUCCACACACACACUCACACACACACACACACACACACACACUGGAAAGUGAGGAAACAGCACAGGAGGAACACAACCUUCACACUCGUUUUAAUACCAGCCUGCUUUUUAUUAAUGAACUUCCUGCUUUUUUAAUGCGCCGUGCUUCCUUUUCUUUGUGCGGCUCGGCUCUGCUGUAAACGUGGUCGAGGAAACGGUCCCAGUUAUGAUUUUAUAGGAAGUGUUUCUGCACAGUCAGAGGCCUCACUUUCACAGCUGCUGCUUUUACACAUGCACUCUGUAAACACAACGAUUUUUACGCCGUUUCCAUGAGUAUAUUUGUUUUACGGGAGGAGGGAGGAUGCUCAGCAUGUGACAGAGAGGAGCUGGGAUGAUAAUUAAACAGGACAUUUCUAUCUCUGGGUUGGAAAUAGUCGCUUUUCUGCACAUGUGACUCCAUUUCAGCACAAAUGGAAAGUCCAAAAAGAGAUCCAGAGUCUUUUUUUCUUUUCUUUUUGCAUCAUGUUGUGGAGUAAACAAGUCCAACCUUGUUUACUGAAACCCUUCAGCAGCAGGGGCCGCUUUGAAGAUGUGAAAGCUCAGAAAAUUGGCAAUUUAAUUGUGGAAAAUGUGUGACUUUCAAAAGGCGAUGUGGACUUUUAAGAACUCCCUGUGUUGUCUAAUUUACUGUUGAAGACAUCAGAAGGGUCGCUGCGUGUUCACCCUGCAGCUAAUAGACCUCAAACAUGAACACAAACGCCCAAAAUGUUCCUUAUUUUGUUUUGAGCGCAUCGGUUAUUAUCACUUCAUGUUUUUGCGUGUUUCGCCGCUGAACCAGUCAUUAUAGGACAACAAAGCUGGGCUGUGUUUCUCAUUUUUCCAAAUAUUGUCACCGCCACUAUAAAUAAAACUCAUUUGUCUCGUUUUGAGGAACCUUGGAGAGCUCAGACAUUCACUUUUUUCAGCAAGUCAGAAGGUUUUCUCUGUCUUUAUUAGUUUGUGGUGCCGCGGCUGUAGCCUGAAGGUAAACUCUGCCCAAAGUCUGUUCUUCUUUGUGGUCGUCUGGUAGAAAACCAAAACAUCUUCCCAAUGACAGAUGCGGAUCCACUUUUAGGAGCUCAAACAUGUUCAGGAUUUGUUCUCUAACCUCGAACUGAUCUGUUUUUUUUUCUGAUUCUGUGUUUCUCAUUACUCUGAUUUUCCACAGAUAUUUGUGUGAGGUUUGUUUUAAUGGGUCACAUGGUCCUGAAUGGUCAUGUGAAGUAGAGAGAUCCAGAUUUUCUAAAUUUCACCCUCAUCUUUAAACUUUUUAUGGUUUUAAAUCGAUUGAGCACGCUGGAAAACCACACGAGACUGAUGGUUUCGAGGCAGGUUGAUAGAUAUUCCCUUAUCUAUAAAUUUAGACCCCGUUCUUACAAGUUUAGGAUCAAAAUGACUGACAGUGACAAAAAACUUCGAAUCAGGAUUUAUUUGCUAAAAUGUCACGAAAUAGAUAGAAAACUGGCAAGCUGUAGAGGAAGACGAGCAACUCCAGUUCGACUUAACUCGCCUGUCUUUGUAAUGGACUUUCAAACAACCAAAACGAACAAAGUGCUGUACAUGAACAGACAAGAAAAAAAAACAGACAUUAAAACAAUAGAAGACAAGAGAUAAAGCAAAGCAGAUGGUAAACACUGUAAUAAUUGUUUCAUUGUUUUUAAAAACGAAUUCAAAAACAAUAGAAACGACUAAAAACAAACCAUGAAACACCAAAACAGGAGCAGAGUUGAAAGCCAAGGAAUUAAAAUGGGUCUUAAGACGAGUUAAAAAAAAAGAUUUGAAAUGAAAAAUAAGUUAUUUUACAAUUUUCUUUUUGUUUUGUUUUUUAGCAGAUUCACGCCCAUGUCUCCACUCAUGGGAUUUUCAUGUUCAAAAUCGAUAUAUUUUUUUCAAAUUUAAGAAUAAAUCUUAAAAACUGACUUACAUGUGAUGUGUAUUUUUUGGGGGCAAAUAUGGCUCCUGGAAUAGUCAGUAGACAAUCAUAAUCAUUCAACUGUUUCAAUGGUGUUAAAAAUGCAGACUAAAUAUCGAGAAAAUCAACAAUAUCCUAGAAUCGCAAGUUAAAUCUAAUUGGCAUCCAAAAAACCAUAGAAGAAUUGAAUCGGGAGAAAAACAUACUGUCCCAGCCCUACCUGGUCCAUGUAUGUUUUCUGUUAGACUGUUGAGUUCGCUGCACGGUCAAAGUGAGCAAAUAUUGAAUGGGUGUUUGUAUCAUUUGACUUAAAUCAUCGUUAGUUCAAGUUCAGACUCUAGUGUGUGUUUGGCUUGGAGUGUGAAAUGACAAUAAGACUAUCUGUCUAUUUCUGGUUGUUUAAAGACUGCACAGAGAAAACCGAGCGGUCUGCCUGCUGCAGGUUUACCUCUCCCCUUGUCGUCUCUCAUUCUGUUUCCCUCCUGAACAGUUUGCAGAAGAGCAGCAGCCGGUCCGGCUUCAGCUCUCAGGAGAACAAAGAGCCGGUCCCAUUUGUGGCCUUUUGUUUCUGUCAGGAGUGGAGGGGCUUUUGUAACAGGAGAACCCUUGAUUAAGUUCCCUCUCCACCCCUGACCCGCUGCUGCAGCCCCGGCGGGACGAUGGCGGCGGUGGUUGCGGUCGAGGAGGGGGUUAAGUGAGGGUUGACAUUGGACAGGUCCGCUGUUUGUGGAGAUUGAAGUCUUUUUGAUGUUUCCAGCCUGGCAUCACAGGGCGCGAUCUCUCGGUGAUGUCACUUCCUGCUAGACUUGGAGUGGAUGGAAAACUGCCAAAGCCUGCAAGUCCUCAAUGUGACAAGUCCUCUGGACUGUUUGGUUCGUCUUUACUAGAAAUCAGUGUUUGGUUUAUAGUCGGCAUGAAUCAUUUGUAACAGUCAGUCAUUAUAUUUGUGAAACUUUAAACUGAUUGUGUGUUUUAUUCUAAAUGUGAAUGCAGUUUACUCGAGAUAAGAAAUCUAGUACUUCUUCGAAACGAUCCGACAUAAAGAGUUGUGUUCAAGUUUCUGUCAUUAUCACGGUUUUGUUCAGUCCGACAGUUUUAAUCCUGCAACACAAGAAGCCUGUUUCAAGCAUCGUGCAUAAAAGUACAGCCCUGAAGCGUUAAAACUCAGUCCACAGAGGAAAACAGUCAAACAGCAGGUUACGCCUCUCUGUGGUGGAUUUACUCCUAAUGUUAGAUGUUGUUCUGUGACUUUUGUGCUUUUACACAGUUAAUAAGUUAAAAGGAUAUUUUAGAAUAAAAUUAACUUAUUGUCAAACACACCGUAACAACGAGUUAGACACCACCUCAAGAGAUGAAUGUUGCCGACUGCUUGCUUCUCUAGCUAUACCAAUACCACCAGACUUACUAAACAUCUUAAAGUCCAGUUUUGGUCCGUUUGGCUUGAAUUUGUCGGCAGUAUUUCCUAGAUUUACAAUCUGAUCCGCGCACAGGGUUUUAUUUUGAAAUUAACUGGAUGGUAAAUGCCGUUUCCGUCCAGGCUGAUCCAGAUCGUGAAACAAAUCCCGGACACUUUCUGUGAAACCUUUGCUUGACUAGAAUAAGGACAGAUCCACUCCAGAGGUUUCUCCAAUGCUUCCAGGGGUUAUCAGGAGUGUUUUUUGUUGCAAAAUCUGCGAUAAAUUUGGCAUUUUAUAACCACUUCAUUAGAUAAACAUUUUCUCUUUAGUAUAAAAACAUAAUUUUCUACAAACAGCUGACCUAUAAGUUUGCUAAAAUUGUAAACUUUUUUUUAUUUUAGUGCCAAUGAAUGAAAGAAUGUUUGAGAUCUUAAAAAGAAAAUCGUAUUUUAAUUUAUAACUCAGUGACUGACUUUUAACUCCAGGUUUAGUCUCUUCAGAAACUGUGAAUACUUCUCAGAGAAAAUGGUUCAAGCUCAAGAGUCACAAGCUAAAAAUUUCAACCCAGAAAUUACUUCUUUGAGUCACCGCUCUAUAAGCUGAUAAAAGAAAAAGAAAAAAACUCAAAAUAGCCAGAAAAUUGUCUUCGAAGCUCGUCUUUUCGCCGUCAGGACCUUUAUUUUCGUCUGCUGUGAUUCGUGUUGUCAGUCCAGGUGAACUACACUCCCUCGGUUUAUUCUCUGAGCAGUCUGCUGGUCGGUGCCUGGCCCCGGGGCCACGUCGUGCCUGUCUCCUCAGCCUUCCUCCCAUCAGCCCUGCAGCCAGGCCGACUGUCAGCAGCACAAUUAAGGGCUGUGCCGUAAUGAAAGGGGCAUUAGCAGAAGCAAUUUAUUUCCCAGCGCAGCGCCGGAAGGUUUCUCUGCUGCUGAUAUUCCAACGCAGGCUUUGUGUGCCUUAUUCUGCCAUUAUGGGAGACAUGAGGAGGACGCAUCCUGCCUGAACAAAUGGAGUGGAGGAGAGGGGAGAAAGAGGAGGGGGUGCAUCAAGGCUAAAGGGAAAUUGUCUCCUGUUCUUGAAAAUCAAUUCUGCUUUAAAUAUUCUUUACACUGUGCUCCUGCUCCUCUUCGUGUGUUUCCUCCUCCUCCUCUUCCAUCCUUCUGCAUCUGCUUUUUUACCUUCUCUGUCCUACCUUUCCCUCAUUCUCCCCUCAACAACCCCACCAGUCCCACCCCCACCCCGCCACACUCCUCCCCGUUAUUCCUGUGUUCAUUUUGUCCCUCUGAAGUUUAUUGAAUUAGCGCAGACAGCUGAAAUGCAGAAGAUAAGAGAGGCGCUCUCUCUGCUCCUCUCUGAGAAAUGGUAUUGCACCGUGGAUGAGUGAGCGGUGUGUGUGUGUUAGCGCGCGUGUGUGUGUUUGAGGGGGAGGGGAGCUGAUGCAGAGGUUAUAGACAGAGGAAAUGGGGAGCAUUGUGUUUUGAUGUUUUUCCUGAAAGAGCGAUAAAGACAGUGUGAGCUCAGUGGAGGAACAGCAGCUAUUUCGUCUCCAGUUCAGCUGUGAUUAUCUCUUAAAUGCACCAUUUUGGAGUGCCGGACACACAAACAUCGAAUUUUCUCUGAUGGUCUUUGUUAAGAAGUUCGAUAAAAGACAGAGAGAGGCCCCAUUUAUGGCUGUGUUGUGAUUUUAGUUCCUGGUAUUUCUGAGAGCAGUACAAACUCAAGUCACAAAGUCAAGUUUUUAUAUCAGUUAAAUAUUGAAUUGUUUGAUUUAACAAGCAAGACGGGCUAAUUAUUUUAUUAGUUUUGUAUCGCAGUUUAGCAAGUUGAAACCCUGCUACCAAAUUGUGAACAAAAAGUCACAUUUAUCCUUUAUUUUAGGUGAAAUGUACAAUUUCUUACUUCUCUGGAUCAAAGUGUCUGUUUUUAGAGGAGCACUCGGAGAGUUAAAGUAAAAGACCUAUAACCCGCAUGAAGACUUUAAUUGUGUUCAGUAAUGUGCAGUUUUUAUGUAGAUGUGUAGCAUCUGUUAUAACCCAGUUUCCACUGAGCACUCAGAACCAAUUCGCUGAGACUACCUGGGUUAAAUUAAGUGUAACCUUUAGGUAGGGCUGCAUGAUUUUGGCCAAAAAUAAAAUCUCGAUUUUUUUUUUCAAUUUAGAUUUUUUAGUUCUUCACCAAACUUCACGAACAUGAGGCGUGAAUUUUAACCUCACGGACAUGCAGGCACCAUAAAAGAGUUAGCCCUACCUUUAGGAUAAAUUGACUUAACAGUAUUUCUCACGUAUUCAUCAUGCUUUGUGUAUUAAAGCAGUCGCUCUUUACAAGAAAACACCCCUCUCUUCAUUUUAAACUGGUAUAUAAAAACAAAGUGAUCUUUGUCGGCGUCUUGGACCCUGAGUAAUCAAGGUUUUUGUAGUUUUUGUCUUUUUGAUCGUCUUUGAAUCACAGAGUCUUGAAGACUUGAUCCUGUUUUUGAUGUAUGGAGGCAGCAGCUUUAGUUGAUUAGCAGUCUAUUUCUUCGUGUCACCUCUGACCUUGAAGGUUUUAGGCGGCUGGGUCCGUGCUGAUGGUCUUAUUGAAGAAAAAUCAUUAGCAGGAUGACUUCAUUAACAAGGACAGGGUAGGGGGGAGAAGGAGGAGGCUAAUCCUUCAGCAGCAGCAGCAGGUGGUGGCAGGUAGAAAAUGGACAGAAACCAUCACAGGACUUUGAUUGACACAUGUUUGUGUCUGGGACAAGUGGCACGCUCAGGGGUCGUUGACCUCAUUAACCCUGGCAGGACGAGGAGGGGGCUGCCAAGGAUGACCGGAACCAAAACUCAAGUGUACACGGAGAAAAUACCCGACUCCGGACCCGCUCCAGUUAAAGAAAGCUGAAUCUAAAUGCAGCGAUCAACAAGAUAUAAGACGGCCGUAUGCUGCCAGCUUUGUGGUCGCAGUUUAAGGAAGUCAGCGCAGGAUCUGACCGAUGAGCUCUGACUGCAGGAGAGCAAAUCCCUGCAGCUGGAUUCAAUAUCUGUUUGAAGAGCUAAGGCUGUAUUAACGGUUUUCUGAAUAAUAUGUGGGUGUAAUAGUCGUGAGUUUACACCCUCUCAUCGAUCGCUCACAUGCUUGUUGUUUUGCGGUUUAAAAUUCCUGCCAGUUUAUGGUAUUUAUGUCAUGAGCACAGUCUUAGAUUGCAAUUUUUAAAAGUUUCUAUAGAUUCAAAUGAUAUAAAAGCUAAAAGGGUGUUAUAAUGACAAUUCCCAUAAGAAAAACAAAGCAUAAAGCCAGAGCAAAACAAUGAAACCAAGAAGAGACAUGAAGAAACCAAGAGCCUAUCGAAUGAAGCUGAAAAACUCAUCAUAACACCAGAAUAAUCUCCUGAUUUUUCUGUCCUUUCAUUCUGCAGUAAAAUUGUGUUUCUCACUUUCGCAAUCAACCAAAAUGACGAUCUUCCCUUCCUGAUGUCAGGCUGUGUUUGCAUGUUUUAUGUCCUGGUGAAGAAGCCCUCUGUUAUAAUGAUGGAAAGCAGCGGUUAGAGGUGACUAUCGCUGUGAUAUAUUAGCAGGACAGGUUUUUGGACCCGCAGCAGCUUCGGCAGGAUUUCAGAAAAAGAAAAAAAAACCUAAAGGAAGUGUUGUAAUCAAUCACAAUGAUUAUGUGGCCUCCUUAAAGAGCUGUGCGAGUCCGAGUGACUUAGCCGGCGACCUCCUUAUCUGCUGCGGGUGAAGUGUCUUGUUUGAAGAAGCAAGCUCAGCCUGAACUUUGACCCUGUUUACUUGUGUGUUUUUCCAAAAGGCCAGGGAGCCAAGUGUUCUCAGUCAAAGCGAAUAUCCUCUUGCAGACAUCGCAGAGCACUCCUCCUUCCCUCCCUCUGUCUCUCCCACGCUGAUUUAUACGGCUCCCUCUGUUCUCCUCUUCCAUACCACACAUGCAACCAAUAACCGAGCGCAUGGGUUUAAUCCAGUUUUCCACUAUUUGGUUGUUUCACAUCUCGCUCCUGUAGAUUUCUGAUCUGCGAACGCUCCUGAGAAGGAACCCCAAAAUCGACAUCCUUAUUUUGACUUUAAAGCAGAGCCGAGUGAGACUGAGCUUCACUGACGGUUAAUAAAAGAAGAUGGAUAACGGGCGAUUGGAAGAGUUUGGGCAUCUGUAGCAUGUGUUGUUCUGAUUAUAGGCGGUAUUUAUAGUAUAUAUGGAAGGGCCAAAUAUCCACAGAUUUAUGAACGCAUGAAUUUUCAUGUCAUAUAAGUGGAACUUUAAAUUUCAGCUGGUACAAGGGCACAUGUUCGUCUCAGCUGAGAGUCUUUGUGAUGUUGAAUUGGUUUUCUAAGUGUAUCUAACAGUUGCAGAGCUAGCACCACCAGCCUUCCAUCUUUCGUGCACAUGCCCGUGCCCGUUAUGCAUUCCUCCAUAUCAGUGGUUUUAUAUCAGUUUAAUCAGACACAGCCUUCAUGCAACUAAUGAUCUCCAUUUGCUGCAUCAAAAUACAGCUGAACCACGUCGGGCUGCAAGAUCCUAUCCAUCAUCUGUGUUGGUUUACAGUCCAGAUAUUCGAGCAUUAUCGGGGAUGGGUCUUAAACUGGAGAUGCAGCCCUGGCUUGUUGUGAUUGGCUGGGCUGUCAACAUUUAGAUGAUAUUUGAGGCCUACGUUAAAAAAUUCCAAAUAUUAAAAAGUCAUUUAACAGACCAGAAUUGUUAUCAUUUAGCCGCUUGUAUGAGCCAUACCAAAUAAGACAUGAAUUGGGUAUCAGAUCGGAUCCCAGUUACAUAUCAUACAGUAUAACCGUUUCACAUAUAUCAUAUCUUAUUGUAUCAGAUGUACUGUAUAGGGCUGUAAUUAACCGAAGAAAUUCUUAGUCGACUAAGAUUCUGAAAUUUUUGACCAAAAAUCAACUCAUUUGAGGGGGGUGUCCCGACUCUGACAGCAAACCUCUCUGCGGUGGGGGACGAUGCGACUCGGCAACGUGCGGCUUAGCGCAGUGAAAAUAUAUUUAUAUCAGCACAAGACGCCAAUUAAACACAAAAGGCUAACGUGGACGCUCUUCAAUCUUUCUAUCUCCAGCCGGUCUUCAGUGGGUUGGGCGAAUCCAAAAUGGUGAAAACACCCCCAUUAGCACUUGGUACGUUCCUCCUGAUUAAAUUAACCAUAGACUGUAAUUUGACGCAAAAAAAUCGAGUCUACUAAUUAGAAUUUUGGUGGACUCAGCACAUAUCGACCAAUAAGUCGACCAGUCGACUAGGACUUUACAGCCCUAAUGCCAAGUACCUCUUUCAUGGUAUAGUAUCGUAUAACUCUUCGUAUCCUAUUGUUUUAUAUUGUAUCUCGUCGUAUUUUAACUAAUUGUAUCAUAUUGUAAUUCAUUGUAUCAUAUAUCAUUAAGUAUUGUAUUAAAUCGUGUCUCAUUAUCGUAUUUUUUUGUAUCGUAUUGUUUCACUUUUCGGUGUCAUGUUGUAUUGCCUCUCAUCGUAUUAUAUCGUUUUGAUUUCUAUUGCAUCGUAUCACUGUUUUUUAUUGUAUCCUAUCACAUUCGAUUGUUUUCAUAUCAGAUCAUAUUGUAUCAGCUCACCAUCCAAUCGUAUCACACUGUUUUGUAUUGUGUCCUGGUGUAUGGUAUUCGAGUGCGUGUUUAUGCUGUUUUACUCAGUAUUUGUUCUGCGUCUUAAUUAUCCCGAAUUGUCAUUGAGAAUAAAUCUAAAAUGACUGAUGAAUUCCCCCAGCUCUUCGGUAAACCUGAUUUAAAGUAAAACUGAAGGUGAAAAAGAACAAACCAGAAAAAGUCUUUGUUCAAAAAUGUGAGCUGUGAAUUUUAAAGUGAAGAAAACAAGAAGAGCGUGACGGUAAAAACCAACAGUCCUGCUGGUGUUGAGUAAAUUCAGAGAAAUGAGCGUUGAUGCUUUUAAAGUGAAUCCGUGUUGACUGUUUCCCAAAAUGGAGACGUGUAAAAUGUGCAAACAUCUUGAAGCGUCUUCUCACCGUGAUUUCUUGCAGCUGUAGGUGAGGAGAAGUUAAUGCGCUGAGGUUUCUCUGCUGAGGGAUCACAGCCUUUUCCUCAUCCAGCAGAUAUUUUUGCAGCCGCAGACCUCGGUUUUGUGUCAGCUUCAAUGUCAUGGCGGAUUUGAGAGUGUGCUGCCGCCCUCCUCCAGCGCAUUAGCAUUUCUCCUCUCUCUCUCUCUCUCUCCUCCGCUCCUUCCCCUCCACAGUCUUCCCUCUGAUGUCACGCCGAAGCUCAGACAUGUUAACACAAACCUUCAUGCUAACACGGUUCACUUCGCCGCUGGAGAAUAUUCUUUUACCUGCUGCUGGAGCGCGGUGAGACUUUUUCAUUUUCACCGUCUCCGUUUACAAUAGAUCAGAGGCCUGUGCUGCGCUGCUGAACUCCUGAACUCCUGUAUACAUUACUAAUGAACCUCUGGAUUGUUAAACAGUCGUAUGUUAACAGGAAAGACAGGGGCCCUGGCUCUUUGUGCGUGUGUGUGAGACUUAUGCAGCACUAUCAUGAAGGUUUCUUGGCCCGGGCCCGCUCUAAUUGAUAGGGGCUGCUGGUAUUUACUUACAUUCUCAGGGUGGAUUAAAUCUCAAAGGAGAGGGGAGGAGAUGGAGCUUGUUUUUCUGCGGGCUUUGUUUUAAUAUGCACGCUCGUGUGUGUGUGCACACAUAUAUAUUUAUGGAUAUCAGUGUGUGUUUUGUCAUCCCAUGUGGUUCUGCUGUCGUCCGUCCUCCGUGACGAGAACUGUCGAAUCCUGUAAAGCUGCAUGACGUCCAGGCACCACAGAGCACCAAAUCUAAUCACCAGCUUCACUGUAAUGUAUGUGCUCUCCGCAGGCUUAGGCUAAUGUGUAUUUCUCCAUCUAUAUGAGAGCACGGAGGCUUAUUUACUGGACACAGUCAAUAGUAAAUAUCAUUAUCUCUGGAGCUAGUAUUUCACUUUGGUCUUGUGUGGUUGAUACAAAGUCCAGCUCUGCUCGGGUAACGGAGAAGCCAGCUCUGCUCCGGUGUUUCAGGAGGUUUCUGCUCGACUCCAACAGAGAUUUAAGGGAUAGAGGGGGAAAGAGACAGCUGACAAAAAAUCAGAAGCACAAAAUGUCCGUGCUGGACACUGUAGACACAAAGCUUUGGCCUUCAAUCCGAACACCAACUUCAAUCAGCUGACAGCUCAUUCAGUUAGGUUUUCUAUUUUAACCUGCUUUCUCCUUCCUCCACCCCAGCUUCUCUUUUUUUUACACAGCGUUUAAUUUUAUCAGCGGGGUCUUUGCUGCUGCUCUCCCUGCUGCAGGAUUUUCACAUAUGCUUAUUAAACAGGACCAGUUUGCUCUUCCUGUCGCAGGCUUUCUCUGCCGUUCCUCAUCAGCACAUAAAACAGCCGUAUCCCCAAAUAUAACAGGCCACAUGCAAAUGAGUCCUAAUUUUUAAUAACAGUGGUCCUGACUGACCUGUCUACUUUUAACCUUUGGAUCAUGGAUACAAAACAGCUGCAACAUCUUUGAAACAACUCUGAAACUUUUUUACAGUGAAGCCGAUUAUCAACAGACUGGCGUUGAUGCUUUAAAACCUUUAUUUAAACUCGGGAUAGGGCUGGGCGAUUUGACCUCAAAUCAAUAUCACGCUAUAUUAAGCCGUUCACCUCUACAACGAUAAAUGGAUGAUAAUUACUCCACAAGCUGUUCAGCCCCUCCCACAUUAACUUCGUCUACUUCAGCCGCUACAACUUUUGAACCGUCCUCCAUCUCCUCACCUGUCUUUCCCUCUUUGUUACGGACUGGAUGGGGCGGAGUCACGUCUCUGACGUAGGACAGCGUCUUAAAAGGGACAUGAGACCAUAGCCUACCUACACACAUCCAAAACCAACUUUGAUUUAUUUAAUUUUUUGACAACAAAUAUACCGAUAUGGGCAAAGUGACGUUGGUUAUUGUUGUAAAUUUCUGUAUCGGUAAAUUUUCAGUUUAUUGCCCAGCCCUAACUCAGAUUGACGUUCAGGUUUUCUGUCCUUAUCAGAGGGGAAAAAACAAAAGCAAACUGAGGUGAAAUGAAAGCAUUUAUAUGUUUCAUGUGUCUGGAGUUGAAGGUGGAUUUUCCAAGUUCAGGGAAAACGUGUCCCACAGUUAGCAGAUGGUCCUGUUUAAUGUAGAUGAGAUGACAACUAUGUAGAUCCCGACGGAAACUCUGGUCCUGAGUUGCUCCAAUGUUACUGUCCCAAAUAAAUAGGUGUGUAGGAAAGUAUAAAGGAUCCGUGAUAUGAAUAGAAAACCUGCCGCAUAUGAUGAAGUGUUAAACAGAUGGCAACUUUCCUCGCUGUGAGGAGUUAAAUUUACUGCAAAGUUUAUUCAGAAAAACAAAUGGAAAUGAUUUUAACAGACCUUAAGGUUACUAAGAGUCACCAGAUCUCAUUAUUAUUAUUAUUAUAAUUAUUCUUAGUCACCUGUUUGUAAAUCCGCCCACCCAGGCUGGAUCCGUGUGACCACAGGCGGUGACUGCAGAUGGCUACAUGCGCACAGAGGCUACAAGCUACAGAUGGCAACCAGCUUGUCCACCGUUUAGCUACCACUAACAAGACCUUCCAGCUGACUGUUCAUCUGCAAAACAGAACAACAACAGAUCCCAGCUUCUGGUUUUGGAGCCUUUUCACAUCCUGUAUUCUGUCAUAGAUGAAAAAAGAAGAAGAAAAACAAGGAGGGAGACAGCUUCCUAAACCAGACCUCAAAUGUUGCCUCCUCCCAAAAAAACAAGACCGUCUUUUGUUCCAGGUGCUUAUUUUCUCCAUCUCUGUUAACGACGUCUCCUCCAGUCAGGAACCUUUUGAUUUCACCCACGUCUGCGGCUGUUUGUGCGCACAUGCAAGUUAACUCUUCUCGCGUGUGUGUGUGUGUGUGUGCUUGUCAGGUUGGAGAUUGCGGCGUUGAUUAUGUGUCUGAUGUUGUCGACGGAGUGACAUCCCCUCUAAUGAAAUAAUGGUGUAGUGGCAGAGUGCUGGAAGAUUGCACAUUGUAGACUUCAAUUACAGACAAGAUGAUUUUUUUUCUCUCUCCUCUCGUUCCUUUCAGUCAGCAGGAAGUACAGGUUUUUCUUCCUUUUUAACCGACGUCCUUACAUCGAACAAAAAGGCUGGAGAAAAAGCUCUUUCCAGCCAGACUCGCUCUAAGUGUUUUUUCUUCAGAUAAUGGACGGAAAGGACAUGGCAUGCUUUAAUUCACCGUCUCUUUAGCCAAUCAGAUGCCACAAAACAUCCAUUGCCCUCAUCGUGUGCGCAAAUCAACCUGAUUGCUGGUUGUUUUCCAGGCCGAACCACACAUUUCUCAGCGCUGUAAUGUCUCCUCUUUUCUUCCCGAUGCUUUUUGCUCUGCUGCAUGCAUUAUUCUGCGGGCCGUGUUAUUUAUUUUGCACAACAAAUGAUCUUUCUGAGGUUUCUACUUUUCAGCUGUUCACCUUCUGCUGUCUGGUGUGAAAUUAGCAUACAUUUCCUCCAAAUAUGCCUCAGAAUAAGGAGCACUUUUUUUCAAAUAACAGAGAGGUUCUCUGAAUUCUUGCUUUUUUUCCCUUUUGUUAAAGAGGACAGUUUAAUAAUUUAGCAGGAAGAGAACUUUAACUUUUUUUAUGUUGGUGGAGUUUGGUUUUAUUUUUUUUGUGAAAGCGGUAACCCUGUUUUUGGGGGGGUUAGAAAUCAUUUUUAUUUUUACGCCAUGACCCUUUACAGCCAUGAGCAGGAUUACAAAGACAAAGCUCAAGGACUGAAAUUAUUCACUAAAGUCUGGGGUAAAACUUUAAAUGUAACUGAUAACGGUAUCAGGAUGCAGGAGUUCAGAGUUGAAACCCUCCAUCUGUGUCCCCUUUACAUUUUCUCAUGAACAAAUAUUUGUGGGGGUGAAAAUACGCCUAUGUAUCUCUCUGUGUUUUUAUAUCAGUGAAUUUUAAAUUUAAAUUGUUGUUGAUGCGGACGAUCUUUUUUGGUUGUGGUCCGUUUUUAGUAUUUAAAAUACCUUUUUAAGGAGAAAAAAAUAAAUCUUUAUUUAUAUAAUGCCAAUUCACAACAAGUUAUGAGAAAAAGUCGGUCUAGACCAGACUCUGUGUGAGGAUUGGGCCCCAUCCUGUAAGAUCGGACCCUCUCCCAUCCCAUCUCCAACCACUUUGCAGCAUUUAUCAAGUUACAGUGAGGGGGGAGAACUUCCUUUGACAGGCAGAAACCUUGAACAGGACCAGACUGAUGUUAGACAGACAUCUGCUGAAACUGAGUUGGGUUAAGAGAGGGGAAGAGAGGGAGACAGAGAGAGGUGAGACUGAUGCACAACCAAAACCUUGUUGAAUCAGGCUGUAAGCAGGUUUAUUUCUGCUGUAAAAUUGUGCAUUUCUGCACAGGACCUAAUGGGGAUUUUGUCGCUUUUGUAUCAAGCUUGAGGAACUGCAGUUGAUUUAUUUAUUUAUAUUUUUCUGCAUUUGCUUUAUCAGUCCCACCAGGAUUUCGCUGGCUUAUUUUUGUGAUUGUUGUGGCCUGAAAUGCCUGAUUUUGUGGCAGCUUUUCUAAAAAAAUUGCAGUGAAAGUUGCGAUCAUUUGAUGCUUCUUUUAUUGAAUUCACAGGAACAAGGGCAAUUGCAAAUUAGCUACAAAAGUCUUUUGCAAGUUUGUAGCUAUAAACCAUAAGAUGAAUGCAUGAUAUAUCCCACACAGAGUGCUCUGGGAAGUGAAUAUGAUGAUGUACAUGUUACAUAGAGGCGUGGGUAAAAGAGGGCUUCGUUAAUUUGUCAAAUUUGCAAAAAAAUUUGCCGUGAUUGGAAGAAAUUGCAGCGCCUCGCUAAAUUCGUGGUGAUUGAUUGAAUUUGCGUUUAUAGUUGCGAUUGCAGCAACAUCGCAAUUUCCUGGAGGGACUGUUUUAUUUUACAUCACCAGAGUACGCUGCUUAAUAUUAAUAACAGACGAGAUGUGGAAACUUUUAAGUUGGGAGUCUCUAGUGGCCACUGCUGGUACUGCACCUUUGGUAAUAUUUUAUUUCCAGCCUUGGGUGUUACGACUACCCCUAUGUUUUAGGAAAAUUCUGCGAUAUACCAUCCCAGAUUCCAAAACAGAGAUACCACCAUGAGAAGUCUCAGUAAUGCACGCUUUAUUGUAUGAUUUGUAUUUGUGCGACACGACCUCCACAACCACCUUUUGUUUUAAAUAUAAAAUAAACUUUUUAACAGCUAAACAAAAAAAAGUCAGGUCAAAUUCCUUCUUCAGAACGAGAGCACAAUCACUAAAAUUCUGAAAGUGUACGAUUUAAAAUGUCAAAAAGCUUGUCUUGGUACUUUUUAAUACUUUUAAUUGCUUUUUGAUUAGUUUUGAAUCUUGAACACCCGAGACGUCAGAAAGCAUUAGAAGAUCAUAGCUGUCAUAUUUUCACUCGGCUUGUUUUUGAAUCAGGACUGAAGAGUCGGAGGAAAAAUUAUCUGAAAAACAAGAAUCAUUAACAUGUCAGUUUGUAAUCAGCACAAAUGAACACAUCUGAGUUUGUCACCCUCCGCUGAUUAAUGACGGAAAACUUGUUAUUGAGGUGGAUUGAGUCCUCACCAGCUCUCUCUCUGUCUGUGUCUGUGUUUUCAGGGUGGACCCCAUCCCUUAUGACACUCCCAAGCCAGCAGGACACACCAGGUUUGUGUGUGUGUCGGACACACACUCGCGUACAGACGGCAUCCAGAUGCCCUACGGAGACGUGCUGCUGCAUAUGGGCGACUUCACCGAGCUGGGGCUGCCCUCCGAGGUUAAGAAGUUCAACGACUGGCUAGGUACUAAAGCUGCUUAAGACUCAUUCACACGCGCACACGCCGUGGGCGCCGGCGUUUUCACACUCACACAAAAGCUGCGAGCGAAAGGCCGCGGCGAGCGGGGGGGGGGCCGAGACACGAGACAUGUUGCGCACAUAACCAGUAACUAGACCACACAAUGACUCCUCCGCCCUCUCCUGUUGACCUCCCAACUGCUGCCCUUAAGUGUCCAGUUUAACCUUUGUGACCCAACACCCUGCCUCAGUUAACCUUUGACCUCUCCCUCUGGCCCCAUGCUGUGGGUGGGAGCACUUAGUUAUAUGUGCAUGAAUGUGUUUGUGUGUGUGUGUGUGUGUGUGGCUUCAGUCUCAGCUGCAAGUGUUUCAUCUGGAGGCCGUUCAGGCGAGAGCUGCAGGGACCCCGCAGCAGUUUUACCCUUAAAUGUGGUCAUGUGUCACACAUAGAGGAGAAAAAAAACACACAUAUCCGAUCUGACAUCCCCUCUCAGCUCGUCUAUAAAUCAAUAAGUGCCACCCACCACUCUGGCCUGAAAGCAUUCCACAUGUUUGAAUCCCAAUCAGGCAAAUCAGUGGAAGCAGAGCGCCUGACAGAAACACAGCGUGACUGGAAAAAGCAUUUAUAGUAAAUAAAAGUGCAUUUUAAGAAUCCUCACAUUGAUCAGAAGCUCAGCUGUCAUGCACACAAACACACAAACACACUCCCCGAUACAGCUCAGAGUGUGAAGAAUGACAGCUAGUUAAACCCUGUCUAUAAUGUAAAUGAAUGGACCUUUUCUGCUGCAGAUGUCGAAAACAAACUUAAAAACCCACUCGACGUAACUCUAAAUGCGAACAGAAACACUCUGUGAGCAUCUCAGUGACUUUCUGGGCGCAUACUAAACAUGCCGACUGAAGUUUGAGUCGGUGGUUUAUUGUUUUGUUUCCCUAUUGCGCUGCUUUUGUUUGGAUAUUGUUUGGAAGAGUCUGGAUUAGGGCUGGGCGAUUAAACCGAAAAUUUACCGAUAUGUAAAUUUGCGACAAUAACGGAUGUCAUUUUGCCCAUAUCAGUGUAUAUAUAAAUAAAAGUUGGGUGUGGAUGUGUUUAGGUAGGCUAUGGUCUCAUGUCCCUUUAAGACGCUGUCCUAUAUCAGAGACGUGACUCCGCCCCAUCCAGUCUGUAACAAAGAGGGAAAGACAGGUGAGGAGAUGGAGGACGGUUCAAAAGUUCUAGCGGCUGAAGUAGACGAAGUUAAUGUGGGAGGGGCUGAGCAGCUUGUGGAGUAGUUAUUGUCCAUUUAUUGUUAUUGAGGUGAACUGCUCAAUAUAUUGUGAUAUUGAUUUGAGGCCAUAUCGCCCAGCCCUAGUCUGGAUUCUCUACCUUUCUUCUCUCAAGGUGUUUGAUUCUAAGUCCUGAACCCUGGUCUUGGACUUGAGUGCUAUAACGCAGUCCUACAGGACAUCGAACCCCUUUAUUUGGUGGCCACAGAUAGCACAUUCUAGUUACCGUAAUACCUUGUAAAUACAUUUUUGAAACAGCCUCCCUGAACUUCUGCACAGAGCUGAAGUUUGUGACUUUUUAAGUUAUACUUGAGCUUUAAUCGUCUUCAUUUAGAGAUAAAAGUAGACUGAGUAGGACAAGCAGGAAAGAAAUCACAGUCUGGAGUUGAACAUAACCUGACUACUUGAUUCAUAACCUCUGUAUAUGCAGACCACCAGGCCGGCAGCGCCUCCAUAAACAUUCAUCUUCACAUAAGUUCACAAACAUUUUACUGUCUGCUUUUCUUCCUUUCUCUUUUUUUCCUGAAUCAGUUACAGAGCCGAUGUUUUGUCUCUUCUGCUGUAAAAAUAGAAGGUGAAGAAAAAAGAAAGGUGAUGUUGUGAUUUAAAGCGACUUAACGAGACGUGAUGUUGAUGAGUGAAGACACCAGAACUGACACCUACAGGUGGAAGAAUAGAAAGAAGCAGGGCGGGCUGGUGUUAAGACUGAUGCAAGGUGAGCAGAUAAAGCCUGGAGGUCAGGAAAAAACAGAUACAGACAUUAGCGUCAAGUUAACACAACGACAUUCGUACUGAACACGUAAAUAAAGUAAAGGUGAAGAAACGGACGACGUCUUCAUCCCAUUUCUCUAAAUAUUAUCCUCUAAAUGUCGGAGUUGUGACAGUAUAUUCUCAUGUGUUCAUUCUCAUACGACCCUUUUGAACCUGAUCAAGUUUUUCCUGCUUGGAGAGAAGAAACAGGUUUUUAUUUUCAACGUGAGACAAAUACUAAUGUCUGAGACUGCAGCGGGAAUAAUCAAAACAAUGUAGUGUCCAAAACCAAACACCUCCAACACUUUGAAGUCAGAGAUAAUGGUGUAAAGUCGUUAGCUUACAUAGAUACUCCCUUUACAGGUCGUGUUUGCAGCGAUCAGACUCUCUCCCCCCCCUGUAGAGUUAAAAGGGUGUCAGUGGAUGCAGUCAGUCACAGCAGUUACAGUGGGUUCAAACACUGACCCAGUUUUAUUGCAAACGAGUGGCAAACUUCACAGACCUCCCCGGCUGUCCCAAAUUCAAAGUCACGUUUCGGAUUUAAUAACAGAACCUUAAAGAAGAAAAGUGAUCUACGACAAUUCAGGCCACACAGAAAUGUUGAAAUAUCUACUUCUGCCUUAUUCUUAAUCAAAUCACCUGAGCACAAAUAUACAGAGAUGGUCGAAUAAUAUGCAAAUAAAACUGAGUGACGCAAACUACAAGACGAACAGCAGUGAGAUGUACACAGCUUCUACAGCCAAAUUCAUGCAUCAAAUUUAAAAACAUGCCAUCUCUGCACUCAAAGCAGACAUCUCAAGCAAGUUUAAAGACCCACUCCAAUGAAAAUCAUGUUUUUCUUGUUGUCUACAUGUUCAUAUGGCAUUUUCCUGAGGCUACAGGACGUAUCAUGAGAAAAAUAAGCGCAAAAAUGCAUUUCUGAGUAUUUCUGAAUUCAAAUCUCUUUUUGUGAAUCUCUGGCAGACCCAAAGAGCAGGUUCAGACACAGUCAGAUUUCGUAUGUCACAGAUCCAAGCUCCGCCCCCAGAGCCCCGCUAUGCAGGUCUGACCCAGAAAAGUAGAGGACGAUCACAGAACAAGUGUGUGCAAUAGCGGAUUGCAAUGCUGAGAACAAAGCUAAUUAUGAUAGGGUGACCAUACGUCCUCUUCUACCCGGACAUGUCUGCUUUUUUGGGUGCUGUCCGACUUUUACGGCUUUGUCCAGGAAAGUUUAUAACAUCCUUCAAAUGUCCAGGGUUUUGUACGGAAAUUUUGAGUUUGUGUCGCGUGGACUUAAUGAGUUAGACGGGCAUUAAAAAACACUCGAUCCAACCCGAAAAACUCUCAAAAUUAACUUGCUCCAUGACUCUGCUCCUUUGCAGUCAUGUUCUUUUUUUGAGGAUUCAGAAUAUGGUCACACGAAUUUAUGAAAUUAACUUUCAUCAUGUCCCCAAAGACAUUAUUGUCCCAGAGCUCCUAUGUUACCUGCCAUUUCUACUACAGAGGCAAUGUUAGGCGACCAGCUAUCGAGAAGAGGGGUGUGCAGAGCAGCGCUGUCUCCGCCCAUGACUUAGAGGUGAAUUGUUAAUGAGCUUCUGGAGCUCUGUAGAAGAAAAGCCAUUAAAAAAUGACACAGAUAACACGAUUUUGGCACAAAAAAAAACUUCAGAAUCACAAUUUAAAGACCACUGAGAAAAAAAAUGAUCAGAGUGGGACUUUAAAGCAAAUAAUAAACAGUGAUUCAGUGUUGAAUGUGAAAUUAACAGUAAAUUUGCUAAUAUAGAAACUAAAUGAGGGAGCAGUAUGAUGUGUUUAAGGUCAGGUGAGUGGCUUGACCGUAAACUCCUUGAAUAAAAGCAACACCAUUGAAGACUUGGAUAUUUUAGUUAUUGAUCUCUACCUUUCCUUUAACCGUUGAAUAUUAAGUUUAUUACAUUAGAGCGUGUCUCGAACCGAGCUGGCUGUUCUGUUACAACACACACACACACUUACACACUCAGGCUCGCCCCACUCCUCCCUCUCUACCUCCUCUGUCGGCUCCUCUCAGCCUCAGGAGGCAGCAGUUUGUCGGAGCUAUCGACUGAGGUUUUGGCCUGUUGAUGGGGAUCAUUGGAGAUCGAUGCAGAGGGACGAGUUUCCCCUGACCCAGCCUGUCUGAUGAGAAACAGCGACUCUGAUCUGCUCCUUUAAACUGCCUCCAUAAGCCUCUGUAGCCCGUGUGUGUGUUUCCAUGGGAAGUUGUGUAAUGUGUGUGUGGAUAAAGGAGCUGAUUAUAUAUUUAUGAGAGCUGCAUCAGUGAGAGCUGCUGAUCUCUAAUGGUUUCGGUCACUUCCUUCUCUUCGACGGUAUUUUUAGUACUUUCAUUUUUAGUUCCCUGUUUUUGAUCGGGACCAAAUCAUGGGUACGUUUUUUUAGACUUAUGUCUCUGCAGUCCAAACAGUAUGUCACUGUAAUCUCUGAUUGUAAAUCAGCUGAUUGAUCUGUAUCCAUCAUAAAUAAAAAUGCUCUAUAAGACACUGGUUUACAUUCACAGUAAAGAGGAGAGCAGACCAUUAACCAGCUGUAGGAGAGCGUGCUGCAACUUUAACACAACGCAUGAGCGGCGAGUUUUAAUUAAAGCUCCUGUGAGGGGUUUUAUGAUGCUGUCCAUUGAUGCCUAUCCAUGAUGUUUAAAGAUAAACAUGAUUAUCAGCAACAAGAGCAACAAUUUUUAUGUCCUUGUUUUUAAUGCCUGAAACCAGAACAAUAAGGGAGGUGAAGAAACCUGUUUUAUUUUAUUUUUUUUCUUUCAUUGUGGCUUUUUGUGUUUUUCUCGUUUUCCCCUCUCAUCAUUUAUUUUUUCCACUCCACAAAACCAAAACCACGCUUACUCCUCCUUCUACCGUGGUGACGAAAAAUGAAAAUAAUCUGUGCAAAACAGUGACAAUUUGAGCUAAUAAACAAGUACUAUUGUUCUUCGAUCCUUUUUUGUAAUCAAGGUUCUCGAGGAAUCGUUUCAGCCCUAGAUAUCCGGUUACUUUUUACGUUCACACUUUUGCAAAUUAUUUAGUUGUUGAAAAGUUUGUAUAGUUUGUUUGUAUGAGUUCAGUUGAAUCUCCAAGCUCUUUUCAGAUGAAUAAUUUCACCUCUUGAGUGUUUCUGUUUCACCUGUACUUGAAUAUUUUUGAACCAUCAUGCACUCUUGGCUUCUUCACUAAUUGGCACGUGUUGACUUGGGUUUCCAUCAUGUUUCCUCAGGGUAUCAUUUGAUGAGGAUGGAAAUUCAUUCAUGUUUUUAUUUUUAAUUUAAAGCACCUCAGAAUAUAUUUCCUUCAGAUGAGAGAAGCUGAUUUCUGUGAUUUCCUUCAGUACGAGUUUUUUUUUCUGUUGUUCAAACUUACACAAAUGCACGUCCGCCUUCAUGAGAGGAACGACAAACCAUUUCUCAGCUCACAUCGCUCUUGUUCUUCAGAGUUUUUCACGCUGCCUGUUUGUGGGCAAAGAAUAGAGAAUAAAUCGUGGUGUAUCACUCCAGCAGCCCUCAGUAAGAUGUAUCAGAGCAGCAAUAAAAAGCAGAAGAAAUUCCCAGCAGAGUAAUGGAGGUGGAGUUGUUUGAUGGUAAUUAUGUUUUCCCCACCUUUUUCCCUGCCUGCUGGUGGUGGAGAGGAUGAUUCGCUUUAGGUUGUGUGUCUGUGUGUGUGCGCAUGUGUGUGUGUAAAUGGAUGUGUGAUCCAGUUAGAGAGCUGUGGGACUGAGAGACGGCGCUCUCAUAUAAGGUUAGACUGAAAUUUAUGAUCCUGAGAUGCGACGAGAGCUAAUUUAGAGGAGCGGGAAUGAAACCUGUAGACCGGGGGAACCAUGAUUCUUUCAUUUUCAGCAUUAGAGAACACACACACACACACACACUCGACAGAUACACUAAGGUUUUUUAUUAUCUGCAUCCAGCCGCCGUAUCUUGACUGAAUUUAUAUUCUUUUCAGUUUCUAUUGGUUUUAUUUCCAAUUGUGAAGUGGACCGCUGCAAAAUUGAGCAGAGCGCUUACAUCUUCUCUUUCAACCUCUGUCUCCAGCCAAAAGCCUUUUCUUAUCCAGCUAAUAGCUUAUAUUGGAUUCUUUAUUCAGCGUUUUAUUCAAUUUGCCCUCCUGCCAUGUAUCAUAACCCUCUGCCGCUGCUGCUGGUCAAAGGAGCGUGAGGACAAAAGCACCUGAGCUGAAUCCCUUUGUCCCGGUCAAACCCGGAGUCGCAGGUGGAUGUAAGAGUCUCACCUUUGAAUCUGUAGAGCCAUCAUGACUUUUUAUGAGGUUACAAGUUCAGGAGAUUUUUUUAAAAUGCGUUACAUGGUGAAAUAUUCUACCUGUCAAGGUGGGCGACGUGGUGCUAACCCUGAGAAUAUGUUUCUGGAAGCAUUACGGUGAUGCUGUGACCCAAAGGAGAAGGGUGAUGCCGCAGUGCAGAUUAGCACGCUGGCUGACUGCUGAUGUUAAUGUUUACAUAGAAAAUGCUCAGUGGCUAAGUUGGGUUGACUUGCCUCCUCUACACCCAAGGCAACGGCUGAAGUUCAGUGUGAUGUUCUCGACGAAACAAUCGCAAGAAUACAGACUCGGCAUCCUGAGGCACUUGUAAUAGGGCUGUAAUCAACAUAAGAAAUUCUCGGUCGACUAAAACCCUGAAAUUUUCAACCAAAAAUUGACUAAUCGGGAGGAAUGUUUCCGACACUGAUGGCAAACCCUUCUGUGGCGGGGAACGAUGCGGCCCGGUGAGGUUAAAAUCUAUUGAAUCAGCACUACAAGACAAUUAAACACAAAAUGCUAAAAAAACAUAGUCUCCAGCCGGUCUCCAGUGAGUUGGACGAAUCAAAAAUGGUGAAAACAAGGGUGAAACAGGCGAACUCUGAAAACCCCCCCAUUAACACUUUGUACGUUCCUCCUGAUGAAAUUAACCAAAGACUGUAAAUUGACGUGGAAAAAAAUCGAGUCGACCAAUCAGAAUUUUGGUCGACUCAGCACAUAUCGACCAAUAAGUCCAAACAAAUUCCAGACAUAGAUUUCAGACAAACAGAACUCCCUCUCGGGAUCAAUAAAGUUCUUGUAUUGUUUUUUUUUAAAGAUUGAAAACACUGCUUUUGAUAAAACCCUUUUUUAUUCUUAAAUCAACACAUAAACCUGUAAUUCCCAAGAUACUCUUCACAAUAAAAGUCCCCUAGAGUGCCUUUAUUAUGAAAAGGCCACAUCAGGGGAUGAGAUGUUUUUAACUCGACUCUUAAAGGUGAUGUCCAAAAAUAUUAAAGUAUCAGUUAUGACAUCUUUAAAAUAACACUGAGUCGUCUGCUAAUGGCCAAACACUUAAACACACACAGAUCUAAGAUAAGAUCAAAUAUUGCUUUAUUAGGCCCACGGGGGGGAAGUUCAAAGUUUACAGCAGCAGAAACACAAAAAAAAACUAAAGGAUGAAGAAAAAAGUUAUAGUGUUAUUUCUAAAGGAGAAAUGUGCAAAAUAGGAUAAAACUCAGCCUAAAAGAGGAUUUAUCACCAAUAAAAAUCAACAACUUUUGAGUCAUUGUUUUAGAAAGUACAGACUAAGUCUUUGGGCUUUGAUAUGUUGACUCCACCACUUUAUUUCGCCAGUUUCUGUCUUUGUUUUUGUCGUUUUUUCAGACCAUAUACAUAAUAGAUUGACUCAGAAAAUGCUCAAUAUUUGAAGCAAAGUAGAGCUGCAGCAGCAUCUAUUCUUCUCGUGGCUUUAGUCCAGCUAACUGUACAUAUAUAACCCUGAAGAUAAGUCGGUGCAGAACUCACAGAACAGACCCAAAAAGAGAGGAAAACUGGAACCAAAUCACAGGCCCUUUAAAAAUAGCGACACAUAUAGAGAAUGGAGGCUGAUGAAGGCCCCACUCUGUGGCUGAGCGUUCAAUCGGCUGGAAUAAAGCAGAAAGUCAGUUUCUUGAUGGCGAAGGGGAACCGGUACAAAUCACCCAGACAGAGGAGAGAGAAAAGGGCAGAGCAGAAGUUGAAAGAUGAGGGGAUGAGAAUCGUAAUAGAUGUUCCUCUCUAUUUAGUUCAGGUUCAUGCUUCUCUCUGCUGCAGAGAUGGACGGUGGCCCGCUGAGGUCAAAUGGAGCAGUCAGAUGUGGUUGUAACCUCUUUGACUGCCUGAAUUGAAGGUAUUUUUUUCUCUCUCUCCACCGACCUGAGUCUUUUCUUCACUCUGAUCCUGAUCUGUGCUUGAGGUGAGGUGAGGGGAGCGACUGGAGGAGUGUUUGCUGAAGGUGCAAAAUAUGAGGACAGACUCAUAACACUGAAGCAGUGUUAUAAAAAUGUGGAUCCGGUGAUAAGAGCAAAGAUUCAGGAUUUUAAAAACUUACAGGAUUCUUUCAGCUACUCAGCUAACACAAGUAACACACAUUAAAAUAAGGAUAUAAAAAUCCUCAAUCAUUUCGCUCAUGCUCUCGACGUGAAUAUGCAUCAAUUUAGAUUUCAUUCUGCUUCAGAAAUGUAAAAAGAAACUCCUAAUUGGACCUUUGACUGACAAGAUUCAGCAGAUUGAACACACUCUAGGAUUCAAUACAAGGUUAUAAAACUGCUUCUGUAGUUAGAGGAUGGCCUAAGUGUUAAUUUUCAGAUUUAAUGACCACAUUAAAACCAAACUGGAUCAAUCUUUUCCCUUUUCCCCCUGAUGUUGUAUUAAUUCCAGCACCAAAAUGCCAAACAUUGUGCAGACUCAGGUAGGACUGGGCAAUUAUGUGAUCGUGAUAAAUUUCAGUUCGAUCACGGUGAUCAGCUGUGAGCAUAUUUACUCGAUCAGACAAUGGGAAAAUGUGCGUGACGACAGCCAAUCAGAGUCGAGCUUUUCCUUCUCCACUUCUGUAAAUAUUUUUCUGUUUAUCUUAUUGAAUAUACUUUAUAUACUUUGUAGUGAUAAUAAACUGUCUCUUGUUUCUAUAGUUUUUAGUUCAGAUGCUUUAAAACUGGCAGUUUAAAAAAUUAAAAUUGUGAUAAUAAUCGAGAUCAGACAUUUUUUUUUUGCUAAAUCGCCCAAUCCUAGACUCGGGGUGCUGACGCCUUCAAAAUCAAGACCUGUAUAUGAUUCUCAUGUUUUAUCCUUUAAACACUGACCUGGAGUCUUUUGGCCACUUGCUCUGAUGAUUGUUUCAUUUGCUUUUCUUGCAAAGUAGAGGUCAGAGAUUCAAACCAGAUCAGUCGCAGCAUCUUCUGAUGGUUUACAUCAUUUUAAACAUCGUCUAAUAAAACUUGUCUUUCCUUUUUUUUGUCAUUAAACUUUUUGCGUGAAGCAUCUUGAAAUGCUCGAUUGCAGAAACAUGCUCUUUGAAUACAUUUGCCUUGUUUCCUCUGUUGUUUUGUUUCCACAAGCACAGAGUCAACAGAUGCAAAUCCGCCGCCAGCGAACUCUGGUUUUGUUGUUCUUGCUUGUGUGCAGAAAAAACACGUGAAAAAAACAAACAAAACUGUUGGAUAUUUCAGAUGCAUGCAAACUAAACCCUCUCCUGUGUUUUCCUCCCUCUCGUCUGUAGGCGGCCUCCCGUACGAGUUCAAGGUGGUGAUCGCCGGCAACCACGAGCUGACCUUCGAUAAGGACUUUAUGGCCGAGCUGGUCAAGCAGGAUUACUACCGAUUCCCCUCAGUGUCCAAACUCAAACCAGAGGACUUUGACAAUGUCCAGUCGCUGCUCACAAACUGUGUGUACCUGCAAGACUCGGACGUCACCAUAAAGGGAUUCCGGAUAUACGGGACGCCAUGGUGAGUGCUCAAACUUGGCUCAUGUCUUGUCUGUCAGAAGUGCUGAGUCACAUUUUUGGAUCCCCGAGGUAAAGGUGUGUCUCGGUCUCCUCUGUCAGCGUCGGGCAGUUUUCCAGCUCCCACCCUGCAGUAUCUCUGUACUCAGUGUGCUCUCACAGAGGGGGCCUCUCCCUCGCCUUCGCACAGGGCGCUAUUCCCAGCUCGCACGCUCCUUUAUGAGCUCGAGACCUUCGCCUGCUCCCCGGGCUUACGUUACAGCGGUGUUUUGACACGGGGUUAAGUGAUACGCGUGUUACCGGGACUCUCUGUCAAUAGGCUCUCAGGUGUGGAAAGAAAGCAAGCGAGCGAGUGGGGAGGAGGAGAGUGUGUUUGUGGAAUAUCUGCUGCGUGCUCCUUUUCCUCUGAGGAAGGUGGAAGGAGUGUGAAAGUGAGAAGUGUGAGGAGUGCUGAAGGAGCGCUCAAACUCAACGUACAAAUAUAAUCAGCUGUAAUAAGGGACGAUGCUUUUCCAGAGCUCGCAAUAUCCUUCAUUUAUACUCAUUUUUUAAGCAAAUUUAUUCAGAAAUUUGGAAGAUUAUCAGAAUUUUUGUUUGAAAUUGAGCCCAUGGAGUCCUAAACUUGAAGAAAUAGUUAUUUUAAAGCUUCGUUAUAAAAAGUGAAUCUGGAGGAAAGCAGUCUGAGGGGUUUGAUUUCUGCUCAGUUUAAAAGCAGGAUUAAUAUCUGCCGUUUUUACAAGAUAUCAAACAAACAUCUACUGUGGAAAUAUGCACAGAUCCACAGUUUUGGAGUUAGUUUUUACUACCGUCACUGUCUAAUUCUCACAAAUGUAAAUAUCAGAUAUACAAACAAACAUUAAACAGGUGAUAUCAAUAAAGCAAACAUGCUGAGAUUUGAAACAAAAAGCGUCCAUAUGUGUUAAUACUUUUAUUAUCAUUUCAUACCUCUAGGAAAGUCAAUUAAAGAACUGGAAUUGUAGCAAGAAAUGUGAUUUUUUUUUUUUUUUCUGACAGGGUUUUGUCACAUUUUUAUAAGAAAGUACAAAAGUGUUUCAUGUCCGGCUACUAAGAAUUUUUCUUACUAUAAGUGCUGCUUUAGGCAUUUUACCUUUAUUCAAGAGGACAGCUCAGAAGAAAUGUUGAAGGAUGACACAUGAAUCAUGCACUCUACAUACCAGCUCCUCUAACUGAGCGAAAACAGUGUCUUAAAUGUGGUUUUAGUUUGGAGCAAUCAGAGCAGGUUUGUGGAGAAGGUCAGUUUAUCAAGAGCAUCCUUAUAUUCAUUAAUGUCGGUGGUACUUCAGCCAAUUUGAGCACACAAAGUUUGUCUCCUUCAGCAGUUGUUACCUCAUGGUUAAUCUAAUUGCAUAGCUGCUGUUUCUCUGUUUUCUCUGUGGUUACUUCGGAUACUUACGUCACAGGAGUCGCAGGUUUUUAAAGCCUGUUGGAAACUUGUGUUGUAGAGCGACAGCCCCUUUUAAUUUUCUGUUUGAUUUUUAUCGCUCAUCAUAACUUAAGUCUGCCCAUCAAAGUUUAACAGCGAAACAAACGGCUGUUUCUUAAAAAGCUGAAAGGAAAUAAACCAAAUGUUUUGUGUGGAUUUAAAACAACCCAAAAUAAUUUAUCAGCUUUAAUUUGGUAGAAAGCAAAUAUAAAGGUAAAUGUUAUGAUCAGGUAAAUGUUAGACUUCUUUUUUUUGUGUUUUUCUUUUCAAAGCACAAUUUUGUUUCCCGGUUGAUCCAUGAAAUGUUUGAAAUUCAAGGAUUUGAUUUUGAUUUGUGUUACCAGAACUAUUUACAGUUUCCACUGGCAACUAUAAAUAGUCAUUAAAGGGUUAAUAGAUCAACUUCAGUCAAACUAAUUAUUGUCAGAAGUCGCCGACAUCGCUCAUGUUUUCUGAACUCCGCAGUAGGAGUCGUCUCCUCAGCCUGAUGCUCAUAACUCUGGAUGUGUCUAAUGUAUCUGUGCUCUGAUCUGAGAUCAGACUUUGCAGUUCACAGUGAACUCGUGUCCUCUCUCUCUCUCCGUGUUUGAACAGCCUCUCAGUCUGACCUCGCCUGGCCCGCUCUGCAGCUGUGUGUGUUUUGUUGUGUGACGGUUGAGGCUGAAACUUCCUCCAUCCUGCUGUGACUCCCUCUGCUCUCACUGAGGUUCUCACAGCUCUGCUCCAGACUUAAAAUAGCUAUUUAGGUCACACCUUCCUCCUCUGGCGGCUAUAAUUAGCAGGUUUUCAGCCUGGCCUCAGAAGUGGCGGAGGACAGCGGCGGGGCGUGAGAGGAGGGUGCAGAAACCCAGCAUUCCUCCCUCAUCACAGCAGCAGGAAGAAGAGAUUAUCGUCUCUUCUUCAUCCCUCUGUCUGAGAGAGGAAGGAUGCUGCCCCCCUCUCCCUGGUGGCUGUUUAGUGUGAGUGCUGGUAAGUGUCUGUUGUGACAGCUGGGGGUCUCAUGAGAGGUGGAGUGGACAGCUUGGCGGGCCCCCACUUGUCUACUUCUACCCGGUUUCCUCACCUCCUUCACACCCAUAUGGCACCAUGGCCCCAGGUCUGGCCUGCUUGUCCAGUGUGAGGUCUCACUUAGCCCUGCAGUGACCCCUCACUUCAUCAACAGAUCACCAGCUCGCCGCCUGGGUGGCCGAGCUCCUUUGAGCCCUCAGCACUCUGCUGCUGCUGCCGCUGCAGACUGGGACGGACAGCAUCAGUCGGGAAGUGUUGCGUGUAACGACCACCUGAUAAACACUGCUGAAGUCUGCUGUGAAGUAAGGUUACAGGUUGGUCCAGCUAAUCAUAACUGUGCAUAUGUGUACAUAUUCAGAGGGACAAUUUACCUUCACCAAGACUCGCAGCGCAGCCUGUCCCAAAGCAAACGAGCGGAGCUUUUGCAUCAGGUGUGUCAGAAACAUUCCCAGAGUCAUGGAAAAGGUCAAAUGCAGCAGGUGUAUUUAUAUUUUACUCAUGCAUUAAAUGGAUUAAUACAUUUCUGUUUGUAAAAUACCUCAAAUCCACCAAAUACUGCACUACAAGUCAUUUAAGACAGCUCCUCCAAAACGACAAGCCUACAAAGAUAAAUCAUCAUAGCUUUGACUUGUGAGGUCUGAUCCUUGUGGAUUUAUUUGACAGUGCUUUAUUUUGCUGAUGGAGAGUUUCUGUGGGUAAAAUCUGAAAUACACGACUCUAACAUCACUCUGGGAGUGUAUGAGUACAGGCUGACCUGUUUUUAGUCGUCAUCCUCACUUCAUCAGAUUUACUAGUUGGUUUAAUAAAGUAUUAAUACUAGUAUAACUGAAGAGGUCUAAUUUUUGUGUCGUACCUGUUGUAGCGACAUGAAUUUAUCAUAAAUUUCCUAAGAUUAAUAUUUGAUAAUAAUCUUAAAUUAUGACAUUUUUAAUUCAAAUCGCGACAUUUUAUUUUGGUGCCCCGUGUGAGGUGUUAAUGAUCAUUUAGAUGUCAGUGAUGGAGUCAGUUUGAAAGGUAAUAAAAACUCUGUCUCUGUUCUCCAAUUUGACCAUUUGUGAAGGGCGGGAGGUUUAGGUCAACCUCCAGUUUGGUCAGUCGGGUCAGUCAGACUUGUUUGCACCUAAAAGUGCAAACAAGUCUGGAAAGAUUGAUAUGAUCCUGCGUCCUGGGACCAGAUAAGGAACCUUUCCUGCGAGGAAUGUUUGAGUUUCACACACAGAGUUUUCUUGAUGCUACACAGGAGCACUAACUACAUCCUGUGAGGCUACUCCUUUAGUGCUACAGGGCUCUACUACCUAAGUGUAAACAAGCAGGGAUCUGAUAGAGAUUCUGAUCUUGUUGUUUGGGGUUUCGGUUGUUUGCAACAGUUUGUAAUCAGAACAGGUCUGUGGAUGUUAACCUGCAUUAAGAGGCCGGUGCUGCUCGCUUCGUUAAUGUCAGUUUACUUGCAGUUGGAAUUUGAAUUACAGUUUCAACAACAAGGAAAUACACUGACUUGUUGGUAUAAACUGCAGAAAUGUCUCUUACUGUGUCAGUGUGUUAAAUUUACAGCAUUAAGAUAAGUAACAUUACACACUGUUGAGUAAAAUCAGAGAGUUUCACAAACUUCAGUAACACUCGUGUUCAAGAUUUAGGAAACAUUUGAUAGUAAAAUAGUGUACAAGACUAACAAUGAAAGUUUUAGGGUCCUACUGUUUUGUAAAAAUGUCUGAUAUGAGCGUUUUAGAUCAAAUUUCGCUCGUCCACCUCAGACUGACACAUCAACAGAAACAAAAAUGAGUUCUGCUUUCGAUUCUAAUAAAAAUCUGCAUCUUUCUACUUGAAAUGAAUAUAAUUUCUUUAUUUUAAAGCUGUCAGCCACUCUGUAAGUGAGGAUUUACAGAAAAAUUCACUUUAAAUGGAGAAAUGCAGCCCACAGAAGCCCAUGAAACUGAUAUUACAGCCAGCACAGGACUUUAUUCUUCUUUUGUAGCUCUUCUUCUUCAGCGUUUAGUGAAAUAAAUGACUGAUGCACAAACGCUGCUGCAUCAGCCAGACUUUCAUUCCCAGAGCCAGAAGAAGCAGCAGGUUUAUAACUCCAUCAGUGACUCUGCAGAUUUUUAUCUGCACAAAAUCGAAGGAAGACCUGACAGAGCCUGUGACACUUUAACAACACGGCGCUCCUCCUCCUCCUCCCUUAUUAUAAAUCAAUCCAUCAUUUAAACAUCUGUAUUUAAAGGUCUUAUUAAUAGAAAGACGCUUCGAUGCAGAGAGAUGUUGCUGCAGCAGGGAAAUGUUUUGAUUUUUCUCCGAGGAACUCUUCGUUCGCCGUGCUGUUUGUCCAGAAAAAUCCAUAUCAGCCAGUCCGACCAAUCGUGCUCCCACAUGCUAUCAAAGAUGAAAAAUCUGCUCUUUCCCACGCCAAACAUUUCAACGUUUUAUCUUCAGAAACGGAGGAAGUAAAGCCUCCUCUGAACCGACUCUUCGGGGAUCGAGGUGGAUUUCAACCAGGCUGAGCUCCCCUCUCCCUCUCCCUCUCUCUCUCUCUCACAGACACACUUUUUGGUUCCUUAAACAUGUGCUCACACUGAAAUUGCGCCAACAAGUUGUCUCUGUUAAUUAAUCUCACAAGAGUAUCUGAAUUAAAAAAGAAAAGAGCUUCAGCGCUGAAGGUGAAAUCGCCCUCGAUGUUUGAAAUCUCCUCAAACUGUGAUUUACACCAAGGAAAAUAAUCAGGGAUAAGAUUUAUUACGAAACUGGUCAAACUUCUUGCCUUACUUGUAGUUUUUUUUUUAUGCUCAGGCGUCUGUAGUGGGUCCCAUUUUAUUGAGUUGUCCGAAUCACACAGCCUUUAUGAAGCUGCAUUAGUCAGAAAUGUCAGUUAUUCUUUCAUUUCCUCCUGAAACGAAAAAACUCUUCAGAGAUGAGAAACAGCUGCAAAGAGACGUAAUCUCACUGUUGGCUCUCUCUAAUUUAAACUCUUUCCAUUUCCAGGUUGAAUUAAGAUGCAAAUAUAACCGAGUCGACUCUUUAGCAGCAACAUAAACAUCUUGAAUAAAUGACGGCCUUUUGUAAUCAGAUAUCCUUGAGCUCUCGUUAUCAGAAUGAAUAGAUGAUUUGAAUAGUUUGAAAGGAGGAGGAAUUAAAAGUUUCCAAGGCUGCGGCUAAUAAAGACUGUUUCAUGAUUAAUUAAGCGGCUGAUUAAGAGUCUAAGUGAUUACACUUCUCACCGUUUCUAAGAAUCCAAGGCCACGGCGUUUUCCUGCUCGCUAUCCAGGUUUUGAUGAAUAUUCAAACCCCAAGAGAUGAAAUUUACACAAAAGAAAAAAGCAAAUGCGCGUGUGAAAGACCCUGAAAACAUCAGAGCUUGUGGCUUUUUCAUGAUCGUAAUGAAAUAAAUACAGUUAUCCCCUCACUUUUAUUCAGAGCUAUACGAUGUAGACUUUUUGAAAUUCACCAACAUGUUUAUUUAAUUUUCAGGACCUGAAGAAAUCCUCGCUCACUUACAUCAUGAAAAGGAGCCUCAUCAAGUGUUGUCAAGUUCGUCUUUCCCUUAUAACAGUUUGAGCUUUGUCGUUUGACUUUGGUGAACUUUUCACAGCUCUCAAAUUGACAAUUUUUGUAUUAACUCAAACUAGGGCUGCAUGAUUGGCCAAAAAUAAAAUCCUGAUUAUUUUCCCUGAAAACUCGAUUUUAGAUUUUUUAUUUAGUGAAAACUUCACUUUAAAAAUAACUUUUCUAUUAUAUCUCAAAACAAAACCACUGAAAACAAUAGAGCGCAAAUGCCAAGCCAGUAAGUGGCGCUGUAACGCUUCCGAGGAAAUGCACAAAAGAUAGAAAAAGUGUACAGAGCACGCGUGAAAAGGUUGUUUUGGCCGGACGCGAGCAGGCGCCAUAAAAGUUACACUGUGUGUCACAUGAUCGUUUCCAGAGAUGCAGAUAGACAUCCACAAGGAGAUGAAAUGGUAGUCGUUUACAAAUUUAUGCACUCUCGGACCCGUUUUCAAAAAGUAACGUUUACUGUCACCUGAGACGCCGUUUCUGUGUGGAUGAAACACAGAUACGACAAAAAACGUUUGCAUUUACUCCUGAAUUUGCUCUUCGUCUGAAACUGCGAAGCCGUACCAAUUCCACACGACUGACUUGCCCUUGUCCUAUUUAGCCACGAAAUUAUCGCCUUCUUUUCCAAACGCCAUGUUUGUUUAUACUGGUGUGUGUGGGAACUAGGGAGCGCUCCCGCAGGAAGGGGGAGCCUACGGUGGUCUGGAGGCACAAGACAUGAGAGAGAGGAAAAUCGAUUUGACGAUUUUAAUUUUUUUAACAUCGUCAUAAUCAAAUAAUCUAAUUAUGAUUUAAAAUGGAUUAAUUUUGUAGCCCUGAUUCAAACUGUUUAGUUGUGCUUUGAUUGACAAACAUGUGAAAACUUGGAAGUUUUUCUUGAGUUGCAGUCUCGCUCUGCUCCUCUGAAAUGAAGCCAGCGAUCAGGGGGAAUAGCGUUAAAAAGCUGCAUAACUGAGAAGUUCUAGUUUGACGGUUUCACUGCAGUUAAGCUCUUAAAAACGUAUAAACGAACCUUCGUUAAUGCAAAAAAACGCAUCUCUUUGUGUCUGUGCUCCGCCCUCCAGCACAGACACCACAUCGCUAACUCUCCUCAUUCGAAGGUCGGCAAACGCUGAAUCUGUCGGAUUCUUGUGGCGUCUAAUAAAGGCGGACACGAUCAUACUUGCUGCACAUAUAUAUUAAAUAUUACAAGACCUUUCUGCUGUUGGAGAGUAAAUCUGCGAGCAGCCUACCAUGAAAGACACACAACACACGCAGUUUAAUGACAGAUGCUCAACAGAGCAAAUACCUGAACCUCCUCGUCUCACACACACACACACACACACACACACACUCUGUCACACACACCCACUAACUGACAGAGCGCAGCCUCCUGCUUCGUGUCAAUCAAACCCCCUUCAGUCUCUGAGCUGAAGGUCUCUCGGUCCUCUCUUUGAGUUUCUGCUCACAGCAACACUCCUAAAACAAAGUUCGACUCCAGAGUUCCUCUCCGCCCUGUCCUCAAUCUUCUUUUUAAUCUCCUUCUCUGAUCUGUAGUUUUAAUGCAGGAUAUUCAUCUCCCGCUCUUUGCCUUUUGUAGAUGGUAAAAAAAAAAGUUGAUCCAGUCUUUCCGAAGUUUAAUGACUUUAGCUUUAAAUCUAAAAAAACUCUGAUUAUUUGACAUUAAAAGGUUAUAACAGGACGAGAGGUUGACACAGUUUAUUUAUCCUCUGUCUUAUACACUCAAUCAGUUUAUUAACCAACAUUUAAAAGCUACAGGACCUGGACCCAUUUCCUCUCGGUUUACCACCAACAGGAGUGUUGGUGGUAAAAGCAGUUUUAGACUCCUGAUUUUUCUCCUCAGCUGAGAUCUUUAUUUCAUCAGGAAUCAUUAAAAAAGCAUCAAAAUCAACCGCAGCUCACUCACUCACUCUCAGGUUAGACGUCUGUGCAGAGGGAGUGAUGGCAGCCUGUUUCUAGAUAUGUAAGGAAUCCUGCUGCUUUAACCCACCCUGAUAAGCUCUGCUGACUGAUUCAGACCAGAAGAGUUACCGGCUGAGAGGAAAGGAGGGGAGAGAGAGGAGGGGAGACAAUGGGGGGAGUCGCUCCCUCUCUUUUUUUCUCUCUGGAGGGAUUAACCUGUUUUGUGAUUCUGGACUUGACCACAACUUAACUCCUCGGUCGGAGGUCAAGCUGUUGCUGCUCCCUCUGCUGCCUCCCCUCCUCAGUUCCACUGGUCCUGCCCUCCCUCUCCUCCUAAGCCUGGGGGACUCUCCUCUCGUCACCCCGGCUCCUCUCUUUUUCUGUCGUAGGUCAGUUUGUCCCCCUUUUAUUUUUUGAUCUCUUGUAAUUCUCCCCCAACCCUUGAUUUCCCCUCCAUCUCUUCUUCCUCGUUAAAUCUCCAUCUCCUCUUUAUUUCAUCCACUUGCUGCAUCUUCAUCACUUUCUUCAAGCAUCACCAAAAAUAAAAGGCAAUCAGUGUUUGUUGGUUUACGCAGAAGCCAGUAAGUCUGCUGGCUUUACUGCGAGUUUGUGUGUGUGUGUGUGUGUGUGUGUGUGUGUGUGUGUGUGUGUGUGUGUGUGUGUGUGUGUGUGUGUGUGUGUGUGUGUGUGUGUGUGUGUGUGUGUGUGUGUGCGUGUGUGUGUGUCCCAAAGGCGGCAGAUUAAAUCCGACUGCCCUCAUUUGACUCUCUGAAGCUCAGCUCAGGGGGGGAACCUCGAGGGCCAAAUGCAGAUUUGUCAUUUGCAGAUUUUAUUUUAUUCAUGUAUUCAUUUUUCACUGUAAAGGUCAGCCGUGUGUGUGUGUGUGUGUGUUUUAGCGAGUGUGAGUAAAAGAGAGAGAGAGAGAAUGGGGAGUAAGAGAGAGUGAUACUCUCUCUGUAGUGAUGUCUGAAUAGCAGCAUCUUUAGCCUCGCGUGUUUUCAUUACAGAGAGGGCACAGAUCUUUGAGGUGCGCCGUCUCUCUCCUCAUCUUUUAAAACAGUCCGCACAAUGUGGCCAAAAGUAUGUGGACGCACUCUGAACAAGCUUUCAAAAGUCAAUUUUCAAAAGUCAAUGCUGAAGCUUAAAAGUUUCUUAAGGACAUUAGUAAAGUCCUUUUAAAAAAAUAUUUAUGUUUUCAGACUAUUACCACGGUUCUGAAAUACUGUUGUCUAAAAUAGUAAAGUAGGUAUUUCCAAAAGGUAGGGAAUGGAAAUUCCAACUGUAUAGAAACCCUGUUUUAAUGAAUGCAACAUUUCACUUAUGUAGAGAAUCAAGAGAGAGAUAAUGAGGAAAGAUAAAACAGAGAAAAGAAAGACGCAGCAGAGAGAUCAAUAAAAACACGCUAAAAGAUUCAAGAGUGAGAAUUUAUGAUCCAGAGGAUGAAAUAGCAUACGAUCAGAAGCUGCACUACAAAGAGAGUCUGACGUUUACUUUUAAAAAGUUUAACACCAUUUCUUUUUCUCUUGACAAUCUGAAUAAAAGCUAUUUUCUUAUAGUUCAGAAACUUCAACAGUUUUGUAAAUGCACACAUCAGAUCAAAGGCUGCAGUCUCUGAAUGCUGUUUAUCGUGGUUCAUAGCAGAUCUCUGUAUGGUUGAAGAGGGAUUUAACUAAUAUGAAAAAAGUCAGCAGGUUUUGGAUUUAAAGGAGCUGGUCUCUUUAGAUGUUGUAUAAAUUAUUCCUCAAGUUGUAUGAAUAUGAAUUUAUAGCCUGUUUCUUAGUCGUCAAACUCAAAUUUGAGACACUUCCAGAAGAUUCUUCCCAGAAUGAUAGAGGAGUAAAUUAACAGCACUGACCGCACAUCGAUGGAAGGACUUUGGUGUGUUUGAACGGCUUUAAUUUGAUAAAGUGAAUAUUUUAAGAAUUUUUUAACAGCAGCACGUUGUUUACAUUCGUCUGUGUCACUGAGAUCUGACAUUUGUCUCGGCUGCUUUUAGCUUAAUCACCCCUAAGUCACCUCUUGGCCGGCGCCAGCCUCUGUCAGUUUGUGUUGGCUGUCUGCCCGCCACACACACACACACGCACACACUCUGUUUCCUCAGUCAGAGCGUGAGCACAUGGCAGCGGUACCUCCGAUGAGGUAAUGGGUCCUGACAAAUGUCCGUCACCAAGAAGUCAAGGGCUUCAUGGCUGCUGUGCCCUCGUCUCUUCUCACUGCAGAGGUUUUUUUUUUCUGGAACUUUCUGGAUGGUAGGAAAAAAAAGUAAAAAAGUAAAGUUUUCAUAAAGACAAAGUUUGGUUCUUUUUACUUUUUAUAAACAAAAAUGUCUGAUAGUGACGGAAAAUUUAGGGCAAAGACACGUUUUCUGAACUCUUUUAAAGUACUUUUUCCACUUUUUUUAUAUUUUAAGUACUUUUCGCUGAUUGUAUAUGUGAUGCACAAAUAUUUUACCACAAAGUUUAACGUCCUUUUAGUUUUUCCUUUUGAAGAUGCACAAUGUUGCAGAAACAAGCCGUUAAAUGCCAGAAAAAUUACCUGCAACAGCCUUAAUAAAAAGUUACCAUCUGUCUUCAUUUGAACUUGUUUUUUUUUUUUUGCCCACUUUUUUUCUCUCAGCUUAUUUUUUGUAAAAAAAAAAGAGCUAACAGAAAGGACGGUUUUCCAUAAAUGAUCAGGGCACAAACAGAACAGACAAAAAUAUAUAUAUAUAUAUAUAUCUGUUUCCUUGACUUUAAAUCAUUUUAUGUCUUUUUUGAUUUAAACUUGUUUUUGUCUUUUUGAUUUAAAAUCGUUUUAACCUCUCUUUUUUAUUUCUUUUUAAGUAUUUUUUGCAUCUGUAAAGCACUUUUAAUUGCCCUGUGUAUGAAUGGUGCUGUACAAAUAAUCUUGCCUUGCCUUAAAAAUCCAUACAUUACUUUAAAUGUAAUCUGGAUUUUAUUCGAGGUUUAAAUACAACCAUCAUGAGGCAGAUUUAAACCACAUCAGCCCAACAAGUUUCCAAAGUAAUGAGCCUUUUUUUUCAUGCAGUUUAAAUUUGCUGUUUAAUUUCUUUCCAGCUCCGUUUGUUGGAAAGUUUUUCAUAUUAUUAAUCAUGGAAAUUAAAAAGUGCUCAGCGGAGGAGGUAUUUUUCAUAUUUGGUUUUCCUAGAAAAACUUGUUUUGAAAUGAAAUGUUUUCAGUCGUCAGCUGUGAAAUUAAUUACAGUAACGUUCGAGAAUUAAUGAGAUAAUGAUUUAUCGACGUUAAAAUGUGACACCUUUACUUAAUGAGGCAUCAAAUAGAAGUCGUCAAGCAUCUGUCAGCGGGGGCCGGUUAUGAUGAACGCCCCCUCUGUGUGGUUUUAUGUGUGUGCGCACAUAUGUGUGUAUGCGUAAACUCUGUUGUUGUUAUUCUUGGCCUGGCCUGCUGCACCCAUGGGUGCUGGUGCAGCUGCAGGUGGUCGUCAGGUUACAGAUGCGGGGAGGUUCAGACUGUAUGGAGCCAGGUGAUGAAGGCUUAGGGAGGCGGAGGAGGAGGAGAGAGGGGGCAGUAAGUUCUUGUGAGUCUGCAGCUGUAGUGUAUACUGUGUUUAUGUGUGUGUGUGUGUGUGUGUGUGUGUGUGUUCAAAGUUUCCCCAGUGUGUGUCAGAGGAGUGAAUGAGAGGGUAAAGUGAUGGAUUUAUCAUGGCGCCCUCGCUCUCUGCAGCAUGACGGCUCGCUGAGUUCCCUGCUAAAUGACUCACCCUGCACACACGCACACAAACAUACACACACAAACAUGCAAAACACACAAACAGCUCUGAAACUUCCACAAUGCAGCAAAUGUUAAAUUUGCAGCAUAAUGUAAGUGAAAAAAAAAACGUUCUUGCAUUAAAAUCAUGAGGUCGAAACAGAUUGACAAAAUGUUUCACAGUACCUCUCCACCUCCCCCCACCCCCACUCCAAGGUUAGCCCCCAAUAUGUCAGAGGGAGACUGAUUGGUUCUCGGCGUCGUUUAAUAAAGCUCCCCUCGGCGGCCUCGUGUGCAUCAGUCACCGGCCGGGCAGCCAGAGGUCUGCCAGACGACGGCCGGCAGCUCCAUCAAACACCACGAGCCUGGGCGGAAAGGGCUGACACAGCCAAAACACGGCUCUGGAUCCAGCGUGCUGCAACCAACAGGACAGUAACCCGGUUUGAUUAGUUAUUACCCCACAUUGAUCAAGUGUUGGUGAGGUUUGAUUUAACCUAGGGCAGGGCGAUAUGACCUCAAAUCAAUAUCACAAUAUAUUGAGCAGUUCACCUCGAUAACGAUAGAUGAACGAUAACUACUCCACAAGCUGCUCACCCCCUCAAACAUUAACUCUGUCUACUUCAGCUGCGAUGGGGUGGAGUCACAUCUCCAACGUAGGACAGCGUCUCAAAGGGACAUGAGACCAAAGCCUACCUACACACAUCCAAAACCAAGUUUUAUAUACAUAGUUUUUUGACACCAAAUAUACCGAUAUGGGCAAAAUGACAUCAGUUAUUGUCAUAAUUUUCGGUAUUUGCAAAUUUUCGGUUUAUCGUCCAGCCAUAAUUUAACCCUUCAGCUCAUAAUCUCUAUGAGGCCAGUGGAGAUGCUAACAGCUCAUCUCCCCAAUCAGAUGCAAAACAAGAGCAAACUGCAUAACUUGAUAGAAGCUCAGAUUAGCAGCUCAUCAGUCUUGACCUCCACCCUCAGAUUGCCCCCUUAUGUAGUUUUUAGUUCUGAGCCACAUACCUGUGAAUUAUCCAUCUGACAAAGACAAUACUCUGAAUAAUCAGCUGCUGACAUCCACAGUCUGGUUGCAAGAGAAAAUUCGGUUCUGAAAUCUGCGAGGAUGGUGGAGAUUUUCUUCGGCGUUAACUCCCACUUCAUUAAUAGACUAAAGAAAUCUAUCGGCUGUUUUGUUUUAUCUGCUUUGUCCCUCUUCAUUUUAAAUCAAAACCACUUUGAGAAUUGAGUUGACGUUUUCUGACACUUGUGGCGGAUCCAUUAAGAGAAAGAUUAGUCAUUUAGUUUGCUAUCGAUUUGGGAACAAAACCUCUUGUCAGGAUUUUGGACUGUAUUGAUUCGAAGGCCGCUGUGUCUCCUCUAGUGUAAACACGUAUUUUCAUGGCUGUAAAUGUCACCUUUGUGCAUAUUUGACCUCCUGCUCUGGGAGUGAUUAAAAGAUGAAUAAUUUCAAGUCUUAAAUCUGUGUAUGUGGGCUCAGUUUCUGCUUUUAAGUGCGAGGCGCUCUGUGGAUAAAUGUAAUAAUGUGAGGUAAUGGAGAGAGACAGCUGUGUUUCAGCUGGAGGUGUGUUUCUGCUCUCGAGUUGCGCGGCAGACUGUCGGCGCUGCUCUGAGGUCAGAUCUGUUUGUCCCUGACGGUGUGGACAGCGUGUGGUUACAGUACACACACGGGGCCUCCGGCUGGGCGGUAAUUGUUCCUGUCGGUUUGCAUGUCUGUGCUUGUGUCUGUCUGUGUUGCAGAGAGAGCGAGAGCUUCGUCAGAGAUGUUGAUGGCCUUGUGAUGAGGAUGCAGUUCGACAAACAGAUUGCUCUCAUCCUUUUAUACAUAUGGAAAAUAACAGAAUAUGCAUAAAAACUCUGUAUGUGUGGGCGCUGAUACUGGCCUGAUGCCGAACAACUUCUGAAGCUAUUUAACUCCAAGAGACAAUUUUCAUCAGAGUGGAUGUAAUGUGAGUUGGCAACAAAAAUCAGUCUCCUAAACUUCUGAUAAAACCAAAAUUUUAUUAUGAUCUAAAGUUUUUAAUCUUAGCUCGUGCAAACAGUGGAGUACAGUGUUAUGAUGUGAAUGUAGUUGGUGAUAACACAAAAUCAGACCAAACCAGCCAGGGCUUGACACUAACUUCUUUAACUUUUAAUUAAAGUAAGAAGCACACAAAGAACUUGGAAAUUGAUCAAAUAAUGUUUGUCUUAUUGGUCGACACAAGUACUAUUAUUUGAAAUCAAUUUUAGGUCUUUUGGUCACGACAUGGAAGCUUUUGAAGGAAAACAGCCUUUUUUGAGAACAUUGGCAAUUUAUUGACGGCCCCUUAUUUAACACCCGACGUUGACAGUGAGGGUGCCGAGUAGAUUUAAUCGCACUGCUGUUGUUAUUCCCGGUUAUGGAGAGUGAGAAGACAUCGGUAGAUCAGCCGUGAAUGUCCGUUGAAUAUCCAACCUAAAACUAACUUCACCACGGUAUUUACAUGAAAAAAAACAUUUGUUGCCUCGGCUAAUUUUUUUUUGUGCGCACAUGUGCCCCUAAAUACAUUUAACAAUUCGCACACAUCUAUUUUUAGUUGCAAAUGCGAGUGAAACGGUUGCACUGUUGAACUGUGCCAGCCAGAUAUUCAACAUGGAGCUGAUUUAAGUCUGUGAAGUAAACCUGAUCAGAUUAUUAGACUCUAGAAUGAUGACGAAAUGCAAGAUAUUCAAGUGUUUAAUUGUAAGCUAGAGAAAAUCUCAAGUUGGCUUUAGGUCUCGAUAACUCACACUGAUCCUUAAAUAAUCUUUUAAAUUAAAUAUAAUUGGAUCUGGACAGUCUCUGAAAAUACACCAAUCUUCACCUGUCUCACGAAGAGAGUGGAUUUUGGAGCAAGUCCCUUCAUCGCACCACUUUAUGUUAAGGGCUGAUAUUGAAAACACAACAGUAUUAUGCUAUAUAUAACAUAAUAAGCAAAGUAAAAACAGCCCACCGUAUAUUAGGGUUAAUACGGUAUGAAUUUUGGUCAGUAUCUUUUUAAAGUCCUGAUGUAUCAGGUGAAUAUCUGACUAUUUUGAUGUUAGUUUCCAUAAACUGUGCAUGUUGUCACCUGGUUUAGUUUCCAUCAUUGAUGUGGAAGUGUGAAAAAACAACUUUGGCUAAUUUUGGUCUUUAUGACACGAUUAUUUAAGGUUAUAUAAGUGUCGUUACGGUCUCGAUACCACAGUAGAAUUACAUUAAAUACUGCACACUUAAUUUAACUAUUAAUUUCUAGGCUGCUGAUUUAAACGCCAUAGUUAGAUUGCUUUAAACUGACAUCAUCUGCGCAACUAAUACCAAGUACUUCUGGAAAACGUAAGUUACACAUGCAGCUGGAUUAUUCUCAGAAGUAGCAUGCCCGUCUGAGUGGGUCUGCAUCAAAAUAGAAGAUAAAUAUCAGCACAGUUUGUUAAGAGAGAAAGAGAGAGCAUUUAAAUGCAUCAAAUGAAGGAAAGAAACCCAAAGCUUGAGGGUGUCGGGGCAAGAGGGAGAAGAGGUGGGUGUUUGACAUCUGACGACCGGCAGUUCCUCGUGUUCAGAAAGCUGAGUAGCACCAAAUAAAGGCUGAAAAUACUGUGGAUGAACUUGCAGUGUCUGCGCUGUUGAUUCGCCUCCUCUGCAGCCUUCAGAGUCUGACCUCGGGGUCGAUGUGCUGCUACAGCUCUGACCUGUAAACAAGAGACCUCUGAGUCUGCGUGACGUCUAUUUACAAGCUUCGGUUCACUCGCACUUGACCAAGACACAUGAAGGGACUCUUUUUCACUUGGGUUGAGACCUUUUUUUUUCUUUUCUUGUGAUCAUGAUAAAUGGCUUUCUUCAGCAUAGUUUCUCUCUACCUCAACACCAGCAUCCUCUAAGACCUUUUUUUUCUCUCCUUAUUCUGCGAGAAAAACCACCAAGGUCCGGUUUCACUUUGUUCUUAAAGGACGGACAUGUAAAGGUCAACAGUGCGCUUUUGUACAUGAAGAAUCAUUGAUAAGAGAGGCAUACAAGGAAGUUAAUUUCUCCACCAGCUAUAUUUCCUUUUUGCAGUGACAUGUUUGGCCCUUGAUGACGGCCUCAGCCUUCGCCGCAGUGUUCCCGCUCUUUCAUCGCGCUGAAAAGGGCUCUGAAGUGCGAGUUUCCUAUAGAUGUUGUGCUGCUGGUUUUUGAAAGCCUUUCCUCUUCCUCCCCUCCCUCUUUUCUUCUUUUCUUUUCUGUCCCCAUUCUUACUCUCAUGUCAUUGAGUGGAUAAAUGUGUAGAGGCGGGAUCUUUUUUUCUUGUCAGGACUAAACUUGGAGCGAAGAGGAAGAGGGGGGAUUGGAGGACGACGGGAGGAAAGCAGGAGCAGGUUAAGGAGGCGGGGGAGGGGCCGUCGGUGAUGGUGGUGGUGGUGGGGACUUGUCUUUCAGCUUAUUUCACAGUGGCUGGCUACCUGCUUGUGUCAGUGGCUGCGUGGUGACCUUUAACCCCCGGGGCUGGCGGGCUUCAGUGGCAGCGUCAGCUUUAAUUAGGGAGCCACACGACUGGACGCUCUGCAGAGCCUCUGAUCCUUCAGCGAGAACACUGGGAGCGAGGCCGCACUGGCAGAGGGGGGCGACAGAUGUUUCUAAUGACAGGAAACACAGAAAUAAAGAGAAUAGAUCCAGUUCAUGAGUUUCUCAUCAGUGGUUUUAGAUACCAUUUGGAAUUUAUUGAUUCUGAUUCCAUUUGUUUAAUACAGUUCAUAUUAAUGUUUGUUGAGAGAGUUUAUUCAUUUUUUGAGAAUGGACUCGUAAGUCCGUCGUGAAGUCCCUGGGUAGGGUAAGAUUCGUAAGGGGUUUGAAGGGCUGAUACUAGGGUUGGGAAUCACCAGUGGCCCCAAAAUACGAUAUUAUCACGAUACGAUAUUACCAUGACACUUGGGCCACGAUACAAUAUCAUCAGGAUACGAUAUUAUUGCAAUACUUGGGCCACGAUACAAUGUCAUCACGAUGCGAUAUUAUCAUGAUACAAUAUUAACACGAUACUUGGGCCACGAUACAAUAUUACCACAAUGCGAUAUUAUCAUGAUACAAUAUUACCACGAUAUGAUAUUAUUGCGGUUUUUUUAGAUUUUGUAAAACAGUGAGUAUUGCGAUUGAUACCAUUUUUAUCAACCGUUUAGCUGAUUUAGCAUUUGGCUUUGCCUGCUCUAUAAUGUUACCCCAGCCAAUGGACUGAUCAUCCAUAAUGAGACUUUAAAUGCCUUUGGCAAAUGUUAGUUUGACGAUGUUGGUGAAAAAGUGCAGGGAAAACCCGGGUCUGCCGAACUGAACUUUUCUGAUCUGAACCAGACCCCUCUGUGGAAACGCACCAGGAGUGAAGUCUAACAGAACUUCCACCUCACAGUUUCAGCAGAACUUAAAAGGAUCUGCUGAUUUGGAUCUUGGGGCCAGAUACCACAGCACACGGUGACUCAUCAGGUUUUUGUUUUCCUGAGUAGAGAUGGGCCUACACCAUAUUUGGCAAAUGCUCACAACGUUGUGACUGAUUGGUUGUCUCCAGGUGUUGUUGAACUUCUGCAAAUCACAGUUCAGCUGAAGCCCAUUGGAUGAACAGUUCUCAUAUGCGAAGGACAUCCAGGGAUUCCUUGAUAACAGGGUGAUAGUUUGGAGGCAUUAGCUUAAAAAGUGUUAGCUUCCAAGAGUGUAUUAUCGCCCGCUCAGUGUGUUACCUUAGAUGAACUUCGCUCUAGAUUGCAUAAGAUGUAGUGAGGUAUGAUUCUAUCUAAAAACCGUUGAAUGGGAGUGUCUGCCUGUUUCGAUUUAAAGUUAGUUUGGAAAUCUUGCUCCUCAAGGACGUGUUGCAUUAAGCGUUAUGUUAUCUGACCCUCCAAACUUCUUCCAGUAAGGAGUAAUUGAAGUUUUCCUCUGCGGUCCAAUUGCUGUUUGUUUCCUCCAGCGGCUGCACGGUCGGCCUUCAAAGUGCGCUACAUUUCCAAGAGGAUUAAUUAGAUUAAACAGAGUGUUUGCUCGCUCCUUAAAGUGUUUGUGUUUUCUCCUGUAGGACUGCGCCGCACUGUUUUCCCUUUUUCCUUUCUACAGAGAAUAAUCAGUCGCAUUAAGGAAUAAUGAAGGGAUUGGUGGGCGGUUGGAGCCCGUGGGACCGAGCUGCUGUUUGUGGCUGCAACGUGAAUCAGUGCGGUGUUGAUUUACUGUGUUUGCAUGUUAAACUGUUGGGGUAUUAAGUUUGCCCCCCUGUCAGGACUGCGUGUUUUGCUUGUUUCUCCUGUUUGCACUGCUUUCAUGUAUUGUGAGGUUAUGUGAAAGUAAUGUAAAAAUUGAGAGGGAGGAUUUUGCGAGUAUAAACUUUACAUUUCCAUGGUCGCUUUGAGAAAUCCCUGCUGUCGUCUGGUCUCGUCUACGCUAUAAAACCUUAACGAGUUUUCACAUUGUGUGUCUUUUGUCUGUCUUGUUGACCUCCAGCCUGUUUCAGCUUGAGCAGGGAUCAGCUUCCUCUUGCCAGCAUCGCUUUAUGAAGGUGAAACUGGUAAAAACUUCCCUCCUAGCAGUAGCAGCUUUGUGCAGCCAGCUACACCUCUGAAAGGUGACGCUCCUCUUUACAAAAAAAAAAAAAAAAACACACCACCAUUUCUUCCACCUUUAAAUGUUUGUCCAAGCGUGUGAUUAAAAUGAUGCUUUUCGGCUGGUGGAGAAGUACGGACAACGAGGGGGAAAAAACAGCAGAAACCUGCCGGACACACUGCUGCAAUCCUUUUAAUUAAAGCAGGGAAAGAUUGUUGUCGAGCAAAUGGACUGAGAUGAGAGAGAGGGAGAAUGAGCGAGGGAUGAAAAGAGAGCCGGUGUGAGGAAUACAGCGGGGGAUUAAAGACAGUGAGCGAGUGUUACAGACCCCUGGCCAGUUUGCUGCUGUAAUGAACAUUAGGGCUGCGGCAUAAAUUUAAUGACCUGUGAAACAAACAGCGUGGCUGAGACCGGUGCCUCUGAAUGCUAAGUGGCUCUAUUAUUAAUACUAGCUCAGAGAUGCCUCUGUGUAAACACACUGUAAGUCUCUUUCCCCUAUGAGGCCCGUUAAACUCACGCAGGCUGUGUGUUGGCGGUGCACCGACUCAGCACAGCUCUCUGAAAACAGGGUCACGUCUCCCUUUGUACCUGCAGAAUUAAUGACACAAUGCCCGUUAACUGCAUACCUGCACUAACUAACAGGGUAUGAAUAGCUCUGCAGCUAAUGGCUGUGCAGGUUAGUCACCUUGAUAAUGAAUGGCUUAGCGAUCGAUGGGGAAGGUGAGCGUGUGGUAAUAAGUAGUUUCCACGCCGCUCAGAAUCAUCCCACAUUGUUUGGCCGUCAAUUUGUCCACGAUCUGUCAAAGGUGCAGGGACUGAGGUUAAAAUGUAUCUGCAGGAGUAACAUCAGCAAUGCACCAAAAGUGGGAAUCUGCAGGAAGGUGAGAAGAAUCACCUCGUGAAGGGCUGUAAAAUUUUACUGCUACCCAAGUGAUAAAAAUAUUAUCUAUCUGGCAAAUAUUUGACAUAUAAAGCAGCCUUUCCACUGCAGGAUUUCCCCUCGAGUUCUCCAAACUAUAGGAGGACAUCUGAGGCAUUAGGACUAUCAUAAAAAAACUUAAAUUCAGAAUAAUCUUGUUAUUAAUGCUCUAAUACUUGUAAAACUGAAUUAGUACUAGGGCUGUAAUCAAACAAAGAAAUUCUUGGUCGACUAAAACCCUGAAAUUUCUGACCAUUAAUCGAUUAAUCAGGGGCCCUUUAUCCAAUCCAAUCUGCUUUAUUUAUAUAGCACAUUUUAAAAACAUUCAAAUCUACCAAAGUGCUGCACAAUAAAAUUAAAAAAACAGACAAUGCUGAAAACAUUAAGAUGAAAUAAAUAAAAGCAGGUAAGAAGCUUUUAAAAUGAAAUGAAAUAAGUGAAAUAAAAACACAAAAGCAUAAAAGAAAUAAAGGUGAUAAAGGGACCGUAAAAGACAUAAAAGGACAGAGAUCACACAACUCUCAUGCUGAGCUAAAAGCCAAGGAAUAAAAAUGAGUUUGAAGACGUGAUUUAAAAGUAGAAAGAGUGGACGAUGUUUUAAUCUCGAGUGGCAAUUCGUUCCUCAAUUUGGUACCACGAGUACCAAAUUGAGUUUUAGGUACCACGAGUUGGAGCUGAUCAGCAGACCUCAAGGAACGUGUGGGGGUGUAAUCAUUUUAGAGGUCAGUGAUGUACUGUGGUGCUGAUCCAUUUAAAGAUUAAAAACCAAACAAUACAAUUUUUAAAUUAAUUCUAACAUGAACAGGAAGCCAGUGGAGGGACGCCAUGAUUAGGGUGAUGUGGUCAGCAGUAUUUUGGACUAAAUAGUGACAUCGUCAAGUUGAAGUCUUGACGUUAUAAAGGACCAUAAAAGGUUGGUUAUGCAAGAGCUUUGUUCUCACUGUCGGUGUUGGCCGGGGUUGAGGUAACUAAAUGUCUUUAUCUAGCUGUUUUCUUGCGUUGUGAUUCAGAAACAGGAAGCGGCCUUACCCACACUGGUGCCACGAUGUUAGAAAAACACCAUUGUCUAAAAUACUGCAGCUCCUUAUCGUUGAACCAAGCCACCCAAGCCUCGAAAGUAGUGGUGUCCACUCAAAUGGUUUCAUAAUGGAUUCACAGAGUCCUCAACAGUGCAGUCUUCACCACGCUGAGAUAUAGGUUAUACAGGCGACCAGGCUUUACGUCUGAGCUGCUUUUAGACGACGCCAUCUGCAGAACGCAACACCUUGAAGAGUCUGAUUGAGCUCUUAGCUCCUCGUUCUCCUUUUCUCUCCUUCGUCGUCAAUCAUUAAUGUUUCCCUUUUUCUGAAACUUGCCAGAAAACUCAGUGGAGCUUGCACCUCUUUUCUCUCUAUCAAAGACCCUCCAGCACUUAGUAUCUCUGCAGUCGUAUCCAGACAUGUUGUCGCCGAUGGUAUUACUAAUUCAUCUGAGCUUCAGCUGUGCCAGCACUUAGGUUGGUGACCUUUCACACCAAACUCUAUAGAGAAUAAUGGCAAGGACAGAAAGGUGGGCUGUGAGCUGAAAUCUAUGUUUAGGCAGCAAAAAAAAAGAGUCACUCGUGCUAUAAGGUGCAGCUAAUGUAGGGCUGCUACACCUCAGGCCACAGCAACUGGGGACGCAGGGCUUCCUCUGCCUUUCAAAUAUUUAUCCCCUCAUAGCGUGAGACUCAGCAUGGGACGGAAAACAAGAUGAAGUCCCGCUGUGCCCGGGAUCUGCCAGUUUACACACCAGCACAAACAGAGCCGAGUCAAAACAAACAGAUGGGCAGAUUCAGAUGUCAGAGACAUACAUGCGACUCCUUUGUGACCAGGACUGCCGUGUGAAAUCGUAGGAAACCUGGAGUUUAAAGCAGCGUCUCUGUUGAAUGAGCAGGCAGCCUCAGGUCGGGUUCAGGAGGAGAGCAGGGGACCGUCUGCUGACAGAUCGCCUUUGCUCUCCGGCUGGUAGCUGAGCCAUCUCGGGCUCCCUUCCAGGGGAUUGUGAUUGCAUUUUAUAGCCUCGAGCAGCCUCCUCAUGUCAUGUAUCCCUCCUCGUGUCGGAGACAUCUGGUUAGCUCUGGGCUCUUCUGGACUCCCCUGUGCCCCCCACUGUGCUGGAUCGUUUGAUUAAGCCUGCAUCGCUCGUAAUCAGACUCAAAGCUCCUUCUUACCUUCCCCCUAAAUCUGCAGACAUGCUUCCCAAUUCCCUCAAAGUCACAAAACAACUGCAGUACGAGUCUCUCUUUUGCAAUUUGACACAUUUUGGAUCCAAACUGGGAAUUUUGGCUGCACAAAUAGGGACAAGAAAUGACCGCAGAGUGCCGGGAAAAUGGAAAAUGUUCUUAAGGUGACAGAAAGGUUUGAUUUUCGAUCCAAAACACCUUUAACUCACAGGAGCCUUCACAGCGUUUAGGUAUAAAAGGUCGAAAUAAAGAUGAUGUUAUAUAAUAAGAUGACCUGCAGUCAAAAUUUGUCCAUAAUUGCAUCAACACAAGUUCAGCCACUCUUGUGUUAAUUGGAGUUUAAAUAAAAUGCUUCUUAUUUGCCGAGGACCUUUAAGUCUGCCUCGGCUUUGUUGAAGUUUUGCUAAAAUGAUGCAGAAAUAAAACGAUACAGAAAUAUUUCGCUAUUGGUCACAUCCUCAAAUGUCCAGAUCUUUGCAAAGUACCUGCCUCUUAAACUCCGGCAUGUGAAAGGCAUGAGAUAAAGUCACGUAAAACAUACCGUAUCAUCCCUCGAGAGAUAAUUGUUGCCAACUGCUUGCUUCUCUAGUUAUACCAACUUCAGUAACGACCACAGGAUGGCAACACACAGCGGUCUACGUCUACACACACAAGCCUCAACCAAAAAGCCGGUCAUUCGGUCCCUUGGCUUUUCAUGCACACACUGUGAAAUCCAAUUCAUUGCUCAGUUUUGAUAGAAAGUGCUACACAGAUGCACAGAUACGGCACAUUGCUGAAUGCAAUUGAAGUCUUGGUGCAGAACCUUUUUAUCCAUGGUAGGGUGACCAUACGUCCUCUUUUACCCGCACAUGUCCUCUUUUUUGGAGGCUGUCUGGAGGAGUUUAUAAAAUCCUUCAAAUGUCUGGGGUUUGGAUGGGGUUUGUGUCACGUGGACUUACUGAGUUAGAAGCGUGUAAAAAAACACUCGACCAGACUCGAAAAACUCAAAAUUUGAAAUGUGCGACCCUGUGACUGCCCCCGCGAAGUCGUGUCCUCUUUUUGGGGAUUCAGAAUAUGGUCACCCUAAUCCAUGGUGACCCCCAAAAAAUGAACUGUGCCUCUAAAACGGUGCAACUCAGACUCCAGAUUUUACGGUAAUCAGCUGAUUGAUUGAUUGAUAAGUAUUGGGUUAAAUUUACACAGGCAAAGUCCAGGGUCAUUCUUACUGAAACCCAAUGGUUUCAUUGGGAAUAAAGUGUCAUCAAGCUUCCCAUUGAACAAUCCAAGUACCUGAAUGUUCACAGGACAACCUCAUAUAUUGGACCAGCCUUUGUCUUCAUCAACAGUGUGAAGGUUCGUUCUUUUACAAGCUGUACCGAGGCUCCAUCCUUCACUCGGACCAGACUUUUUCAGAGGAUCCCUCAGUUCUGAGAACCAGAUCAGGCUCUUAUGAGAAAACAGCUUAGGUUUUCUUACCCAGCAAUCCUUACAGAAACACUCACAGACGUGGACUGUCUGUAGUGAGCCAUCAAUCACCACGGUUACGACAGCUCCAUAAACAGAAAGGCAGCCUCCCUAUUUGUUUCUGCUCGGCAGUGAUAGCAUUCACAUCGUCCUGCAGUGCUCCCUUUCCUUCCUGCUGACCUCUGCACAGCUUCAGUAGCAAGGACAGGGCUCUGCUUAUCUCUGCCGGCUGGAUUUAGACACCCGAUGUGGGUGGUAGUAACACCCAGGUGUCAGUGAGGAUGUAGUGUCGUAAAUAAAAGGUGGGAAAACCGUGACCUUUGCAGUGAUCGGUGUCAGUCAAGCAGUAAACAGAAGACUCAAAACAUGGAGAGUGAAUUAAAGGAAAAUCCUUCAUUUGAAAUGAUCAAACUCUGAUUCAUUUCCAGUUCUUGUGAAAUUACUUUUUGCACAGAAUCACAUUUCAAACACACCUCAUGUUUGUCUUCGUGUUUGCGUCUCGGUACAGGCCGUCCUCUUCAGCCUUGUGUGUGUGUAUGUGUGUGUGUGUGUGUGUUUUGCUCCGUCUGUUCCGGCUCUUUGUAUACAAAGCCAUGAAACUAACAAAGCCAGUUUGUGUGUUUUCCUGUGUCUAUUGUUGCCCCUGCGUCUCUCUGCCCCCGCCAGCAUCCACUCGCUGUAAGGUCGAGACAAUGACCACGGAUAGAGUGCCAUGUAUCUGCACCAGCUUGACCCCGUGGCCCUUCCUGUUGCCUUUCACACCCCCUCCUCGUACUCCCCCUCCGACCUUCGACCCCCACGGUAAAGACUGGUUUGCCUGUCAUGUCGGGACAAGGCAGGGUGUGCUCCUGGUCUUUUGACAGGAGUCUGUGAGAGCCUGCUGCUUUCUUUCUCACAAUCCUCCAAGGGAAAGUUAUUUCCAGCCUGCAGAGCAGACGAAUACCGAUGAAACCAAAGCAGUUCAGUCAUUUUUUUGACUCUCAAUCAGCGGAAUUGAUUGAUAAGGGCACUGUUGGUCACCAGUAUUUCUUUUUAGAUGUCUCUACAAAAUACUACAUGUAGCAUUACUUCAUUCAACAGUGUUCAUGGCGUUGAUAGUUGUGAGAUAAGAACAAAUCCACUGGCUCGGGCUGUGAGAUGUCAGUCUAAAAUCGUAAAUCACUUUCCUUAAAAGAUACCAGUAAUUUCUAGAGUUACUUGUUCACACAUGUCCCUGAAAGCAUGGUGUCAUCUCUGUAGGAUGAGUGGUCUGGGGGCCAAGAAACAAGCCUCAGGAGGAAGGAUAACGGCGUCAAAAACAGGCUCUGAAAGCCACAAAGCAAUGUUGGCGAUAUUGGAGCGCACAACGCAUCAGAGACCUUUUAUGUGUAUUUGAAGGAAAGACAUCUUUGCUGUUCUUGAUUCUCCUCCUUCAAUCUCGGAUAUUUUUCUUCAUCCUCUUGCAGGUUUGCACCUGUUCCUCAAUUUUCUUCAAUAUUUCCUGCUCAUUCUGAAAUUUUUCCAAGAAGGCUGGCAGUGAAAAUUCAAAAAGAAGUCAGGGUGAGAAUUUAAGCUUUAAGUUUUUAGGAGUUUAUGAUCAGAAAAAAUCUAAAACUAAAUCAGUAUAUGGGUCCAUGUACUCGGCGGCCAACGUAUUUUUGUUUUCAAAUGAAAAAACAAAAAUAAUCAGAAAAAUAAAAAUCGGAGAAAAGAAUUACCAACUCGGUAUUUGACUUUCUGUGAUGUGGCUUUAAACAGAAAUGGAAGAUCAAAAUAUAAAAAUCUUGUGUUUAAAGUGUCAUUCACUUUUUUGUUGUGACGCGGAAGUUUUGACUUCCAUGUACAUCUAAUGCCUUUCAUGGGAACAUUGCCCACACUAAGAUGGCUGCCACAAAGGCACGACACCACUGUGCUGGAGCAGCUCACUGGCAAGUGUCGUCUAUCUGUGUUGAUGAGAGCCUCUCACUCCAAGUCACAACUUCCAGGUCACAACAAAAAAAGUGAAUGAAACUUAAAACACAAGAUUUUCACACACGUAUUUUGAUUUUCGAAAGCCACAUCACACAAAGUCAAAUGGUGAGCCGGUUUUCCAUUCUUCGAUCUUUAUGAUCAAAAUGAAAAACGGUUUGUUUUUGGUUUCCCGUUUCCCUUCUGGUUAUUUUGUUUUUCAAUCGAAAACAAAAAUCCGUUGGCCGCCAAGUAUAUGGACUUACAUGGACACGUCUCAGUGUCUUUGCAGUUUCUUUCCUAGCUUUGAAAAAAAAAAAUAACUGUGUCUUCACCAAAGCAGCAGUCGGGGACAUUUCCUACUCACCUCUCUCUUUGGCCCUCCUGUAGGAUCUCGUAAGUACCUUAAGAAAUAAGAGGGGAAUAAAAGGAGGCAUCAUAAUACUGAAAUGGAUAUUAUGUUCUCUUACAAGAGUAAAAGACGUCCUUCAUACCCUCGUUUUUCUGCUGUUAACUUUUGGACUGGAGGUUUUUGAUAUCAGUUGAUUCAGUCGCAGCUUAUCUCGGACCAAACUUGAGGACAAAGCAAAAACAGAAAUAUGAGUGAUUGUGAGAAAUGUUUUUACCCUCUGUUACAAGAGAUAACAACAGCAUAGCAGUGUUGUUUCAAAGUGUUUCUUCCUCUGAAUAAAAGUAGUGAAGGCUAACUUAACUGUGAAGUUUCUUUCUCUGAAGUUGGAGAGAGUGAAAUGUGAAGUGAGAAGAAUGAGUCUAGGCACCACUCUGACCACUCCACUCUGACUUUUUUUGUUACAGUAACAAAUAUCUGAAGUUUGAAAAACCUGGUGCUUCAGGCUAAUUUAUGUCGAACCACCUCAAUUUGUUUUGGUUUUUCUUUCUUUCUCUCUGUGAAGUUCUGUUUAAGCGUGAAGAUGUGCAGACCUUCAGUGUUGAGCCCAAACCUGCACAAUGUGUGGCAGAGGCUUAAACUCACAAUAAUCCCUUUUUUUGAUAAUUUUCUUUCAUCUCUUUUCUGCUCCGGGUAUUACAUGUCAAAAAAUGAAGGUUUGAAAUGUUCAAACAGCUUUUUGGGAUAUUUUUUUUUAAUUAACUGGCAGACCUGGAGCUGUGGCCUUUGUGCUCGGGAAGAAAAGCAGCGAGAGAGUCCAGCUUUCAAAGACACGCCUGUGUAACGAAUCGCCUUCAUUUGAUUUUUCAGAUCAGCUCGUCCUCCCUGAAACCAGCAGGAGAGGAAAAGAGGCGGCUGCUCGGGUCCUUGGAGCAGAUCUGGGAAAUGAAACCCAGCCUGUCGUUUUUUGUCGCUGAGGAGCGCUCACUUAUUUCCCAGAGAUGUUAUCCUCCCUCUACCCUCCCCCCCUCUUACAUUGUUCUCCAGGAUCAAGUUCACGGAGGUCGGGGCUGAAGGAGGGUAAUGAGACCCUUGUCCCAGUGUCUGGGUGCAGGUUGAAUGGGUCUCGGCCCCUGCCCCCAUCCCCCUACAGGCUCGUUGAAUAGGACCCUGAUUCCCCAGCUCAUUAUGAGUCUGGUCUCCAGUUUCCUCCCAGCUUCCAGAUCCAUAUUUCAAAGUGUUUAGAUUCCAUGUUCACAUGUCGACACAUCCGUGUUCCCACAACACAGAGCUGCUCCUCCCAAACCCCACCUGUUACAGCCGCAGGCAGCAGGGUACCAGCUCUACAUUCACCCAUUCAUUCAUUCAUUCAUUCACACCUCCAGUUUAAAGAGGUCUAGUCUCAGUGAAAACUGUGGUGCUGAAUUCGAAUUCAGAGUUUCUGCUGCGUCUUAAAAACUUCUAAAGUCCAAUAGUUUGAAUUUAAGGCCUUAAAAUUUCUAAAAUUCUCUUAAAACCUCAUAAAAUGUCUAAAAUACAAGCUUGAAAGGUCUUAAAAAUGUGUUAAUGUUACUUACAGAUAAAGACUGAUUUGAAGUUUAUUUCAAAUGUUCCGAUUUCCCUUCAUGUCUUUUUAUUUUUUUUGCAAGUAUGGAUGUAAAAUGGAUCUUAAGUUGUUUCAUUAUGGUCUUCAAAAAGUCUCAAAUUUGACUUGUUGAAACAUGCAGAAGCCGUGGAAUUUGACACAGGACUCGACAGUGCGAACGUUUCACCCACAUUUGUGACUAAAAAUAGAUGUGUGCGAAUUGUAAAAUGUAUUUAGGGGCACACGUGCGCAUUAAAAUAUUAGCCAGGGCAACAAAUGUGUUUGAUGUAAAUUCUGCGGCGAAGUUAGUUUUAGGUUGGAUAUCCGUGCUCCUUACGCUCCUAAUUUGGUGUCUAUAAUUUUACCCUGAUGGUCUGGGCCGAGCUGAAAAUGAACCAGGUUUGAUGCUGAACUUGAAUUUACAGGGACACACCUGGGUGGGUGGGUGGGGGUUCUCUAAGUGAAAAGGGGUCUUUGCGCUGUAGAGUGAUCUCUCUACCUCCAGACCGGCAGUAUCAGUUCAUGUCGUCUUUGAUGCUCUCGUUAAUCCGGUGUAUCUCCCGCCUUUGAGGUCGUGCAUGUGUGUGUGUGAGUCUCUCAGAUGGACACACUCCAAACGCCGCGACUAUGAUGUGAGGUCAUUUGCCCUCUUUUUUUUUUUUUUUUUUUUUUUUGCUCUUUCCACUCCUCGUCUCUCUGACUCCAUGUGCACAUAGACCAGACUGUGUGUGUGUGUGUGUGUGUGUGUGUGUGUGUGUGUGUGUGUGUGUGUGUGUGUGUGUGUGUGUGUGUGUGUGUGUGUGUGUGUUUGCUCUGAAGCAGCUGUGUUUGCUGCGAGAUGUCUUCUGGCUGAUGCAGCGGUUGUUUUACAUUAUCGGCCCGGCAGGUCAAACUGCAGCUGGCUGCGUCUCAGCGAGGAGACGAACCCUGGGGAGAGAGUUUGUGUGUAUAUGAGUGUGUGUAUAUUUAUGUGUUUGUGUGUGUGUGUGUGUGUGAACUUAGCCUGUCCCCAUGGUGCUAGCCCUUCCUAAGCGGGCUAAGUCUGGUGGCUAACCCUUAGCGCCUCUGAGCUCGGCAACAUGACGGCAGUGAGAUUAAUCCAUUCUACACUCCAUCAGUCACUGGGCACAGGUUAUUAGUGCUAGGCCGGAGCAGACACACACAAACACACACUCCUACACACACACACAAACACGCGGCCCCUUCACCCUUGUGACUUCGCCUUCUACCUCGUCCCCAAAGUUUGCAAAGGUGGCCUUGGUGUUGAGAGGCCAUUUGUCAAAACCCAGCCAGAGUCUCCACUUGGCUCCUUUUAAUAAGGCUACCUGGGCCCUGGGAUUACACACACACACUCACACACACACAUGCACACACACAGAGGCGGGGUACGCACUCCGCUUUGCACAUACUCAUACAGCCCUGAGUGUCAGGUGGUGCGUCCCGCGGGGCUUAUAAAAGUCCCAUUAACAUGGCCCUCCUCAUUGGUUCUGACAGGUUGAUCAAUGAGGCCCCUCCCCCCGCUGACCCCGGGCCGCUCUGACUCAGAGGUCAGACACGAUGGAUCACUGGACCUGCACACACACACACGCACUCUUACGCACACACACUCUGUCUCCCUGGUGUUAUCUCUGUGCUGGUCACGGUGCAGCUUGUUCUUGCCUCCAUGUGUUCAGUGCCCGCCGAUAUCCCAGGGUGCACUUGUUCUCUGGCUUUUAGGUGCAGGAUCAUACUUUACCUGAGACAUGUUUCGAUCUUAUCUCAGCUCUAACACACACACUUACACACACACUCACAGAGUUUUGUGUUUCGCCCUGCAGGGACAUGUCUGUCUGUGUUUAUGUGUGUGAGUCUGCACACCGACCCAACACGCUCACAGAGAAGAGACUGUGAGAAGUUCAUGUUUCUACAUUUUUCCUUCACUUCUGAGUGUUUUCAGUGAUUAUAGAUCAUGUCAGCGAACUUUGGAUUUAACAACAAGGAUGUGAGGACUUAAAGAUAAGAGACGAAGCGGACUCACAACCUUAGAGACAAGAAAAGAAGAACAUAUAUUCCUUUUCUUUAGGGAUAUCUCAAAACAAAUAUUGAUGUCUGCAAUUCCAUGACCAAAACAGACAGCUCAGGGUUUUUACUCAUCUGAGGACCCUUUUCAAGGACUUUCCAGGAUUAUUUCAGUCACAGUUUAGCGGUUAAGAUCAGAACAAAUCAUGCUCAGGCAUCACUACGUUGAGUCUCCGGUGAGGAGUUUAUGAAAUCAACUUAAAAUCAUGCUAAUGUCUUUUUAAAAUACACAAAAGCAAAUCAGACCAUUUGAGAGACUGAUAGUUUAUUUUACUUUUUAGUUGACCAUUGAAAGUCAAAACAAAAACUCUAAUUUAUACAUGUAUGAUAAAGAUAGACAAAGCCUGCUUAGUCCACAGGGGGCGCCAGAAUUUAUGUAAACAAUUAUUUCUGACAGGAGCUUUAAAGUAAUCAGUUUUGUAAAUUAAGAUUUUUCUUCAUACUGUCCAUAAACUAUCACUUGCUGUCUUCAAGGUCCUUAAUCAAUUUAGCUCAAAAUUUUCAGAGAUAUUUUGCCUUUUCUUUUAUUUUCAUGUGUUUUCUGUGACUUUCAAGGAUGCGUGGGAACCCUGAAGAAAUAAAUGUUAGGGCUGGACAAUAAACAAAAAAUUUACUGAUACCGAAAUUUGCCCAUAUCGGGAUAUCCAGUGUCAAAAAAAUAAAAUAAAAGUUGGUUUUGGAUGUGUGUAGGUAGGCUAUGGUCUCAUGUCCCUUUAAGACGCCGUCCUAUGUCAGAGACGUGACUCCACCCCAUCCAGUCUAUAACAAAGAGAGAAAGACAGGUGAGGAGAUGGAGGACUGUUCAAAAGUUGGAGCGGCUGAAGUAGACGAAGUUAAUGUGGGAGGGGGUGAGCAGCUUGUGGAGUAGUUAUCGUCCAUUUAUUGUUAUCGAGGUGAACUGAUCAAUGUAUCGUGAUAUUGAUUUGAGGCCAUAUCGCCCAGCCCUAAUAAAUGUAGUUAUAUAUGUUGUCGGUUUGUCUUCACAUGUUUAAGAAGAGUCUCAGGUCCAGGAUCUCAGCUGUAUGUUAAGUGAGACACGAGCAGAGGGGACUGAAGGUCUGCUGUGUGUGUUUGGUAAACAGUCUGCUCUGGACAGGGUAAAUAAAGGUACCUGUGUUUCUGUGUGUGUAGUUCAGGAGCAGGUUUUUGUAGAGGGAGGAGGAAUGACUGCAGGACCAAAAACCUGAGAAAUAAAAAUGUAGAAAAUAAAAACGACCAGUAGAACACCACAGUGCUAAUUUUUUCCUCAUCUCCUGCAGACGUAUCACAGAGCUUUAAGCUAGUUUGUGUGUCUGUGUAAUUUGGGGGGCUGUCUUGGUAUCACAGCGCGCUCGGGGACCCAGAGACCGCUGUUUAGGGGAGCAGCGGGGUUAAGAGGCAAUGUCACGCCCAGAGAGAGAGACGCUGCGCCGUCCUCCUAAUGAUGUCCACCAGCCUAAUUGAAUAUUGACGUUCUGCACACUGGGGCUAAAUGGCUUCUGUCUGCUUCACCUCCUCUACCAGUCUGAGCUGCAGAUUUUUUAACCUGUUUCCACGGUUUGAUUCCCCACGGAGGUGGAGGAUCAUUAAAUGUUCCUGUUACCAUGGCUGCAGACUUUUUGAUGCAGCUUUUUGUUUUGAUUUUCAGCUAAAGCUGUUUUUUUUUUCUUUUUUUAUGGAGGUUUUGUGCCAGAACUCCUGAACGGCUCCUCCUCUUGAACCGCAGCAUGACAUCAGGAUGGCGAAUUUUCAGUUUUUUUCUGGUCUCACCUCGUUGUUUACUGCAGAAAGAAGAAGAAAAAGAAAAAAAGCUCCUCACUCUUUUCUUCUUUCUCUCCGAACGUCACCUCCUUCCUCCUUUUUUUUCUCUCCUCUGCUUCUAUUUCUGUGGCUGCGCUUUACUUCCCACUGUGCCUGCCUCCAGACGCUUCUCCUUUGUUGCCACGGCGACGCCUUCCAGAUGGCGAAUGUCAUGGCAAAGACUGGGCUCUCACACUCGCAAACACACGCAGACACACAAUAGGUUAAGGUGUAUACAGUAUACAUGUCGGGAACAGACUGGCAGCUUUCAUUCUCCUCAGCAGUCACAUCCAACUCAGGAGCUGUGGGGCGUACACUUAGCUUACAAUAGACACACACACACUCACACACACACACUCACACACACACGGUAAUGGGGAUGUCAGAUGAUUUGCACCUAUUUUCAAACCAAGCCAAGAGUUUUAUACAACACAGUAUCAGUUAAUGUGUUCAAAAGUGUAGGAGGUUUUAUAGAAAAAUAGACCCAAAGUCUGAUUUUCAACCCCAAAUAAAAGAGACGGAGCAGCUGUGGUCGAGAGACAUUAGGGAUGUAUUCAAAAGAGAGAGAAAGCUCAGCUGAUAAAAAUUAUGAUCAUGCUGUCUGAGUUUGCAGAAACCUGCAGAAAAGCGUAGGAUUUUGUUCGUCUCUGAAGAAGACUUUUUGGUGUCUCGUAAAGAUGCUCUCAGUAAACUGGAAGACAGAAGGGAGAGACGAAGAGACGUUCACUGAUCGACUCUGGAUAUACAGAGUCUUAUUCUGUGAUCUUGUUGCUGUUGUUUGUUCGGUUCUCUUGCUUCAUGCCAAUCAAGCUCUUUGAUUUGAAACUGAAUGAAGGUUAUGAGAGAGAAAGAAAGAUCACCCGGAUGCUUCUUCCUGAAUCCUGAUCUGCACAAUGAUUGACAUUAGAGUCAUGCAAGUUAAGUCCACUUAAGGAUAAACCCCGCCCCCUCACUAAUCCCUUAAUCGAAUUAUUAAUGUUUAUAUUUCUGAAGGCCUUGAUUCACAUGUUGUGUCCAUAGACUGUAUAUAGAAAGGCCGCCGUCUGCCUCCUCGCUAGGUGAAGCCAUCGCGAGAACAGCACCCUCUGGUGACGGGCUGCAGUAUAGGUCAUAAAUCCCGCCUCCUCCAGCAAUCCUUAUGGAGCUGUGGACAAACUUUAGAAAUUAAUUACACAGAAUAUAAUUUUUCUCCUCCUGGUUGCGAUGUUGAGAUGAUUGUUUAUGCUCAAGUCCUUUUUUUUCUGUACAGCUCCAUUUUUAAAAGGUAUUAGGGGGUUCAUGUUUUCUGUGAUUGACACUUGAUACAGCCUAUGGGCGUACGACGUUAUGAUGAGCCGAGCGUCAUCACAGCGACUCUCCCGCUGAAUACGUACAACGCUACUGAGUGGCGGUUCUAGGAAGUGGAGAAAAUCCCGGAAAUACAGAGAGCAAUACGGCUUCAAAUUCGUAUAAUGAUGGAAGGCGGAGCUAAGUUGUCUGUAGUAUAUACAGUCUAUGUUUGUGUCUAAGCUGGAAUGAUGCCACUUGUUACCACUACUGAACCCUAUGAUGCUCUACUCCUCGGAUAAAAACAGGAACAGACAACAGAUGGCGGCUUGUAGCAUGUGUGCAACCUGCAAGUAGCAGAGCUGCCAAGCGUCACGCUUUGAGUGUCACAGUCACACAAUUUGACCCAUUCCCACAUCACACGCCACACUUGACAUUUCUCACGCUUAUUUUUCCCAUUCAAUACUCUGCUUGUAUUUUUUUCAUGAUAAUAAACUUGGCUUACCAUAGUUUGAGUAAUUCUGAUUGACUGACCGAGAUAACCAAUCCAUCAGUCCUUUGUGCCUAAAUCUAACCAACCACGGAAGGCACCACGCAAAAUAAACCAAUCAGAAGCAACGUAAGGCGGGUCUUGGCGUCUCUAACUAUCUUUCACACAAAACAGCGCCGUCAUUUAAGACCCACUUGCUUCUUUCUAAUCGACGUUAAAAAAGUUCGAUUUUUUUUAGCCGAACACAUCAUCAAGCUAAAGUCCCACUCUUGUCAUUUUCUGAAACUAAGACUGAAGGCUGGUGGUGCGAGCUCUGCUGAUGUUAGCCCCACUAGAAAAACCAGUUUGACUUUAUUGACUCAAUUCAGACUGUUUCCUGUUUGUUUCCUCAGACUGGUCAUUUAUCAAUUUAUCUUCAUAUUUUAAUGAUGAGGAAAUGAGUCACGUUAGAGUAACCCUGAAUCAGAUUACAGGAACAUCCCAAAAAGACAGAGGAGUUUCUGGUGCCCAGGAGUUGUCUGGGGAUGUGAACAGGUUUGAUUUUUUGCUUGUAUCAUAUCCAAUUGUUAAUUUUUGGUUUCGUGGUAAUCACACACAGCGAGCAGUGCAGUAUGAAAGUAUUAAACCUGUGUCACAGCCACACAGGGAACAAUCUCUCCUUUGUGUGUCCAGUGUGUCGUUAAUCUUUGCAGAGGUUAACAGAUGCACUUGUAUGGAAGGUAUAUUUCAGAGGCAGACAGCCGACAAUGGGGCCAUUGUGGCUUCGAGUCGCAGCCCCGCGCUCUGCAUUCAGUCAGGACCUUUUUGGCUGGUUCUGGAUGCGCUGCUGCACGUCCGGGGUCAUGUUUCAUCUCUGCAGAUAAAUGUGUGUAUUCAGGAAGAAACAUGUGAAACACAGAGGCGAAUCAACGCUCCAGCUGUUUAUUUAUUUCUGCUGCAAGAAGACCCGAUUUAUUUUUCAUGAACAGAGAGGAUAAACGCAUUCGGCCAUUUUUCAAAGUUUGGCCUCAUGGCGAUUAGUCAAAACUAGAGUUAGACAAAUACCCCGCUGGUGCUUUUUAUGUGCAGCCGGCUGACCAGACCAGCUCCGCUCUGAUUCACUGCUCUCUAUGUUCCUCCUGCAGCAGCAGUGGCGGCUAUUUCCAUCGGAGAAUUCUUCCCAGUAAUCCAUUAGACUUCCAUUAGCUGCGAUUUGUGUGAUUAGUUCUAAUUAAUCAGUUCAGUCUGUGGCCUUCACUCCCCCGCACGCUCCUCACAUUUCAUUUUUAACCUCAUUUCUCAGCUCUCCACCGAGCGAGAGAACGAGGCGACGAAUGAGCGAGCAAAUCACAGAGAGAGCCAGCUCCAGGUCUGACGCUUUUUCAUCCAGACGCAGAAACACUCGAUACUGCCCGAGCACCGGACCCAAACGGGUUCAGCCGCCGCAGCAGCGCCAUAAUGCUCUUUUCUCCUUCCACGCUGAAUAGAUGGGAUUUUUGUGUGUGUGUCCGCGAGGCUGCUUUAAAGCUUGGUUGUGUUUUUAAAUGAACCAGGAGGGAUCGGCCUCUCAUGUUUUACACAUCUUGAGUCUUGCCGGGCUCCUGUUAGCCCCACUCUGCCCCGCUGUCGAACAGCGAGUAUCGAUCAGCGCAGGAGCAUCCAUCCCUCACUGUAACAAAGCUUAUUGAUGUUCGCGGAGGCCUGAUUUCCCCUCGGUCAAAACACCAAACGCUGCAACAUCACUAAACGACUGGAUGCUGCCCCAAACUCUGCCCCAAAGUGACCUGGGAGGGAGAAAAAUCAUCUUUUCAUUCUGACUCUCUGCUGCAAGUUCAAAUUAAAAGAUUAUUUUCUGGCUUGUUGCAGCAGGUCAGCUUAUAUACUGAGGUAUUAUGUGGUGAUAAUCUGUCUUCUUUUCCCCUGUUGUCAGCCUUCUUCUGCCAUUACCACUAUUGUGAUAAAUGAAGGCUCAAUUUAUCAACCGGCCUCCACUCCAUUUCUUUUUCCACUGCCCCCCGCUCCUGUAUCUAACCUCUGUACGCUUCGUUUUAUUCCUCCAUCUGUUUUCAUCCCCCUCCAUCCAUCCAUCCAUCCAUCCAUCCAUCCCUCCCUCGUUCCCACUCAGCCACAUCCGAGCUUUCUUUGUGUCUGCUGGGGAAGGCUGAGAUGCUGCCUGUCACCCUGGAGCUGCAGACUCCCAUCCAGGCUGCCGGAGGUGGCCCGUCUCCUGUCAAUCAAUCUGGAGCGGGCGCAGCAGAGGGGAUAGGGGGGUUUGACACAUGAUGGGGCUCCCUGCUGUUAGAAAUUCACUCUUUAUUCCUUUACCAGCAGACCUGCACAGUCAGUCUGAGAGUUUGGGGCUCUAAAGUUGGUUAAACGUGAACGUGACUCUUUAAGUUUAAAAACAGACACGAGUCCUGCAACAUCACGCUUGUUUGCAGAGUUUAGAUAUCCUGUCUGUGUUACAGCUGUUUUUAAGUGUUUCAGGAUAAAUCAACAUGGGAUCUGGUGUCACAGCAGCAGGUUCAAAGGAAGUGCCAGAGAGAGAAGUGCACGAUCAAUAAACCUGAACAGGAAAAGAAAGAAAUGCAUCCAGAAAUUCUGCUCAAAUGUAAAAGAUGAUGAGUUAAAAUGCAAAACAAUCUGCAAUAUGUGCCGUCCUGAAGUUAGGAUUAAAUAUGCAACAUGUGUGCAGUGUCUUACAAAUGCAUGCCCUCAUUUGCGCAUUUUAGGUCGCUCCGAAAAGGAACAAACAGUCAACUGAUUGUCGGUCUUUGAAAUGAAAAGCAGAAAUUUUCUUCUUUGCACUGUUCUUUUGCAAACUUGCCUCACUCCAUUCUGGGUAAUAUCUAAGGGUGUGGAAAAUAAUCGAUAUCAAUCGAUGCGCAUGUGCGCGAUGCGACUGCGUCGGCUCAUUCACUGGGUAUCGAUGCAAUUGACGGGUUAAAUCUAGAUUCAUCUAGAUGCGUUUGUGGGUAUCGGUAAAAUCCGAUGCAAGCGCCGUUUUAUUCAUGUUAAACUUCACCCAAUCUGCUGUUUCCCAGGCGCAUUGAAUGCACCAUCAUUUUUUCACGUUUUGUAUUGAAUACGGACGGAAGCCGUGAGGGACAUACAAUGCACUACUACUAAAACAGCAUGGACCACAUUCAAGUGAGCAGCAGCGAGAAAGAGUUUAUAUGUAAUGCACCCGCUACGUUUAAAUCAUAUGUUUGGAAACACUACGGAUUUGCAAAGAAAGACGGAAAGCUCGACAAAACGUCCGUCAUUUGCAAAGAAUGCCGCGUUAAGAAGCCGUACAACGGCGGCACGACAAACAUGCAGACCCACUUAAAAAGAGUACACCACAUCACCGACAAGUCUAACGCCACCUCCCCUCCCUUAACAUUGAUUGCACUGAUGAAAGUGUCACUUUAGGUUACUCAUUGAGAGUGUUUUGUUGUUGCUGUUUACUGUACUUUUUACAGAAGUAAUUAUUGUGUAAUUGUUUUACUCUUUUAUUAUUGCAGAACUCACUCAAAUCACUGAUUUUGUGGCCAGUUAGAAAGUCAACUCUAGCACAUUGGUUUGGCAGACAGUAGUAUGGCCAUUGAAUGGUUUAUUUGCACCAUGUUAGGCAGUGCAUUAGUUGUUUAAUAAUGUGUACUGUAAUAUUACCCAACAAGUAUAGAGCACUUGUGUGAUGUAGGGUUGGGGUUGGAAUCCUUUUUUUUUUUUUUUUUUUUUUUUGUUGAUUUUAUUGAUUCAGAUUCCUUAACAGUUGCAGGAGGUCUGUCUAAUCUGUGUAACUGUACAAAAUGAAGGAGCAUAGAAAAAAGACAAAAAGCACUUUUGUUGAAUUAACUGCUAAGUGCCUUUAAGGAAUAAAGCCAAAUCCUUUUUGUAGUACCAUACUGAAUUCCAUCUUUUAUUUUUAUUUCUUUUUUUUUCUUUGCUUAUUUGCAUCAUGUUGAAUUGCAUCAUAUCGCAACAAAUUGCAUCAUAUCGUAUCGGUUCGCAUUGAUUUGAACUAAAUGAUUAUUGUAUCGUAUCGCAUCGUGAAGAGGGUGAAUCGUAUCGCAUCGUAUCGCCAGAAAAUUCCAUGUAUCGUUAAAGUAUCGUAUCGCUGGCAGUGCAUCGAGAUGCGUAUCGAAUCGUCCUCAGUGCUGAGAUUCACAUCCCUAGUAAUAUCCCGUCAUAUUUGUCUCGUCUCUUAACAAGAAGUCAUGGAAGUUACAAUCUCCAUUCUAUGGAUGCUCUACUGUCAGUUGUCCCCAAAGUAAGAACUGAACUGGGCAAGAAGGGUUUAGGUUGUCAGCACCCAAUACCUGAAACAAAGUACAGUCUGAACUUCGCCUUCAAGCUCUUGUGACACUAAAUGAAUUUAAAACUUUAGUGAAAUCAUUACAAUUUACCUCAUCCAUGUGUAAAUGUUUAUGUGAGAUUGUUUUAAUGUUGUGGAUAUUAUCUGGUGUAGGAACUAUGCCUCUUGGCCAGGUUUCCCUUGAGCGAAAGAGAUUUGUAAUCUCAAUGAGACUAACCUGGUUAAAGAAAGGCUAAAUAAAUGAAAAAAUAAACUUAACUAAAUAAACCCUCCUUUUUAAGUGAGGUAUUUGCUGAGCUGAAGCGGGUGUAUAACCCACGGGCAAUGCUGAAAACAGCUCGAGGACCAACACAGACGCUCGGUUAUUGACCGCUGCAGACAGACAGGAUCAGCUCUGACACUUGGUUUAGCUAAAUUUCAGAAACUUUGUCCCCAAUAAUGUUGGACAUUUUGGAGAUUCUUCUGUACUUUACCCUCUCAAAUCCUUCAUGUUUUUCCUCUGCUGACAACAUAAACUCUGCCCGCUUUUGAAAAUUACACAAACCAUCCCUUUAAUUCUGGAUAGUUGCUGGAAACAUACUCUCAAAAACCAGCUCUACAGCUUUUCCUUGAGGUCUCAAAGUCAAGUUUAUGUGUCGUGUUAAAGGAGCGUCACGUCCAGAGGUUAUAUUUUUGACACCGUGUAAACCUUCCUUUCACCUGCAGGGUCAUUUUGUAGGGUGCUUGAAGUGUGUACAGCCUUGAGUUCUUUCUCUAGCCAAAAUGUUGAUAUUCUUUCCAAACUCAGCACAAGACUCCUGGUCAUGAGAAAAAAAUUCAGUUUAUUUUCAAGCCUUUGGGUUAAAUGUUGUGACUGAAGAUGCUGCAUUUGAAGCAGUUGACCCGACUCCUCUCUGCUCUAGCUGUCUGAAAAUUACAGGCAGAAAAAAGCUCAUAUUUGUGCCCCCGAUAUGGAUUUUUCUGGAACCAUAAUCAUGUUAAACUGUUCCCCCAGAGCUUGAUGUUAAUGUGAUCUCUGUCCCUCCGUCUCUGCAGGACUCCGUGGUUUAACGGCUGGGGGUUCAACCUGCCCCGGGGUCAGUCUCUGCUGGAUAAGUGGAACCUCGUCCCCGAAGGCAUCGACAUCCUGAUGACCCACGGACCUCCGCUCGGUGAGUCCAAUUAACCAAUCACAGCCCCCCUCAUCACCAUAGCUAAUGAGCUUGUACCUCAUUAUUCGAAAUCUGUAAGAAAUCGCUGGAGGCGCUGCAGCAGCAGGCCGUGUGCGCAGGUGUGUGUGAACUUACAGAGCACACACAGACACACAUGCAGUUUUUAUCUAGAGCAAACACUCACACACCCUCUGAUUCAAUAUUUGUUUGACUUCAUGAGAAAGAAAUUCAUAUUGUUUGGUUUUCUUUUAUUCCAGUCUGAUUCAGUUUUCCUUCCAGUUGUUUGAGCCCUGCUUGUUUUUCCCAGCGUGUUUUUCCCUUUUUCGCUCUCCAUCUGGCUUUAUUGAGUGAUUUCCUCCCUCUCGCCUACGGAGGGUUGCUGCUGUUGCUGCUGCGGCAGCCGCUGUGGCUGUUUGAUUGCAUGGAAACUCGAUUUUGCUCCAGUGUGACAGGAGCUGCAAACGAUUGGAGAGAGAACAUAGGAGAGGAGCGUGGGGCCGCAAGGAGGAGGGGGUUGGUCAGAGAUAGGGGAUGGCUCUCCUAAAGUGGAGGAGACUAUAUAGGAAAAACAAUCUGAGCUGCGUGACUGUGGAAGAUUUAUUAAUAACACGAUGUGUUUGUCUGCCAGGACGUGUUUGGAUCACUGCGAGACCGGGAGAAGAAAACGAAAUGAGCAUUUAUGAGUGAUUUUUUAAAUUCAUGUUCAGGGUUCACAGUGAUGAGCUGAGGAAAGACAAGCUAUUGAUUCUGAAAUAUAUUACAGUUUAAUUAAUUAUCCUAACUUAAUGUAUCAUUUUGUCAUGUAUCAUAACAUACCAGAGUGUAUCAUGUCGUUUCGUAUCAUAACAUGCUGUAUCAUAUUACAUUGUUACCUAUUUACAUUGUUCCCUAUUUUUAUUACAUUGUUACCUAUUUACAUUGUUCCCUAUUUUUAUUACAUUGUUACCUUUUUUUAUUACAUUGUUACCUUUUUUAUUACAUCGUUUCCUAUUUUGAUCACAUCAUUACCUAUUUUUAUUACUUUGUUACCUUUUUGCAUCGUUACCUUUUUUACAUUGCUACUUUUUUACAUCGUUGCCCAUUUACGUUGUUACUUAUUUACAUUGUUACCUGUUUAGAUUCUUACCUAAUUAGGUUGUUACCUAUUUUUAUUACAUUGAUACCUAUUUAGAUUGUUACCUAUUUUUAUUACUUUGUUACCUAUUUACAUUGUAACCUUUACAUUGUUACCUAUUUACAUUGUUCCCUUUUCUUAUUACAUCAUUACUUAUUUACAUUGUUACUUAUUUACAUUGUUACCUAUCUUUAGGUAGCUAUAUGUAUCUUUACAUAUCGGAUCUUCUCAUGUAGUCACAUAUUGUCAGGUGUCAACAUGUAUCGUGUCGUAUCAUGUUGUGUUGUGUCGCGUCAAACCUUAUUGUGUCGCAUCAUAUCCUUUUUAAUUAUCAGGUUUUAUUUUAUUCUCAAUAUCAACAAUGCAUACAAGCAGACAUCAUUAGUAGAAAAUGAAAAGAAACUAAAUAAAACAAGAAAAAACAACAACCUAUCAUCAAAUAAAGAAAUAAGUGUCCUUGUACCUAUUAAGAAAUAUUUCUUAUCACUAGUCAGAAAUUUUACUUAGACUUUUAGCAAUCCAUUCAAGGCCGUCGUGUGUCCAUAAAAGGGUCGUCAUUUCCUUUUAAUUUGGCACCUUUCCAUAAAAAAAACUCUAAUAAUGUCGAUGUACCACUGACCUACCUUAGGUGUCUUGUUAUGAUAUGAAUCUAUCUGUAGAAGGUAAAAUUUAAAAUUGGAUUUUUUUGUUUUUUGAGGUUAAGACCAACUGUUUUAAGACCACAGCAGGUUUUUAGGGGAACUAAGUUUAUGACUUGAUUGUUUUUGCAGGUUUCAGAGACUGGGUCCCGAAAGAGCUGCAGCGGGUCGGCUGUGUGGAGCUGCUCAACACGGUCCAGAAGAGAGUCCGACCCAAACUUCACGCCUUUGGAGGCAUUCAUGAAGGUACAGUUCACCUAGAUAGGACUUUACAAACACAUAAAAACCAGCAAAAACCAAUACAAAUCAACUUGACGAUAAAAAAAAGUGAGAAAUGAGAAAAAUGAAUUGAAAUUAUUGCAUCAACAGUACAAUCAAAUACAUAAAACCAAAAGAAUUUAUAGUCUAAUGAAAAAUAUAUGCUUCACUCAAGACCAUUAACUUACACAAAACUCUGUAGUGGAAGUCACUGCACUCCUGACACUGGGAACAAACUCACAUCUAAACUCCUUGUUGAGACCUUGUUGCAUUUUAACCUGAUUAGUUCGGAGAUGUUCCUGCAGGCGUUUUCGACUCACCUUUUAAAAAAAAACAUGUUGCCGACAUUUAACUCAAAAUUUAAUAAAACAGUGUAAGUUUCAGUGUCAAAAUUAAUGUUGUCUUUGCACUGUUUUCAAUCAAAUUUAGGAUUUAAAGUGUUAACAAACCAUCAAAAUCUCUAUUAAUCAAAAUCUUUUGGAUCCAGAGUUGUACAUUAACUCUUUAAACUCAUGGAAAUACUUGAAUUAGAGAGUCAAAGUGAAAAUUUCUCGACCGAGGGAACAUAAAAAGAAUUAAAAAUCAUCUUAAGUCAUUUUAAAAACGUUCCCCUGACCGCCGAGUUGAAAUGAUUAUUUUACUUCUCCAGGUUACGGGAUCAUGACGGACGGCUACACGACGUUCAUCAAUGCGUCGACCUGCACCGUCAGCUUCCAGCCCACAAACCCCCCCAUCGUGUUCGACCUGCCCAACCCCUCCAGCUCCUGA
Molecule: messenger RNA, 73550 nt
Organism: Xyrichtys novacula (pearly razorfish)
Lineage: Eukaryota; Metazoa; Chordata; Actinopteri; Labriformes; Labridae
Source: the annotation of a GenBank genome assembly